Molecule: messenger RNA, 78837 nt
Organism: Podarcis lilfordi (Lilford's wall lizard)
Lineage: Eukaryota; Metazoa; Chordata; Lepidosauria; Squamata; Lacertidae
Source: the annotation of a GenBank genome assembly
CUCAUUGUGUCGGGAUCCGCCUGUGUGUGUGUGUGUGUCACUGAUCAAUGUCAUGACUUCCUCCUUGGGCUGAGCAAGCGGCUGCGUCGGGGAGGACCCGGUGGAAGGAAGCCGACUGCGUUGAUCUAGUCGCCCCCACCUCCACAUAUACACGCUCUCUCGCUCCCUCUCUCUCAUACACACACACAACUUGCCCGGCUGCACCAGCUUCCUCGGCAUUCCUCUGCAGCCUGCCGCCGCCGCCGCCGCCGCCGCCACCACCACCCUAGUUGCUCCGCGCAUCGCACCAAGCCUCCUGGGCUCCCCCCGGCGGGACGGCGGGGGGCGAAGAAGAUGAGCGCAGGGCACGUCGUGUGCACGGGCUGGCUCAUCAAAUCGCCCCCUGAGAAGAAGCUCAAGAGAUACGUGAGUAACACUAAUAAUAAUAAUGAAAAUAAGCUUUGUUUCUCCAUACCCGCCCGCGCGUCCCCCGCUGCUCCUUUCCUUACAAGGUUUUCUCUUUUGCUUUAACAGCGGAAAGCUAGAGUGGGCUCAUCGUUCCUUUGCCGUGCAACUCCUGCCUGCUCGCUUUCAAACUGCGGCGAGCUGGUGCGGGGUGUAAGCUCCUACGACUGCGGGGGGGGGGGGGUGGGUGGGCAGCGCGAUCCUAAAGCUGUGUCUGCUAGGAAGCAAGCCCUGCUUGAAUUGAGCGGGGCUUGCUGCCAAGGUGAGUUAGGGUUAGGAUUGCAGCCUUCAAGUGACAACGCCGAAAUGCGCAUCGGCGAAGCCCGGUUCUCGUUUAGGCUCCCAUCGGCAUUGCGUUGCAUGGGCUGAUGGUGCUAUUCGUAGACGUGUGUGUGUGUUUCUGUGUGUAUGAUACAAAUACAACUGUCGGCCCCCACCCCCUUCAGUGCUUGGGUGAUGGUGGUUGUUAUGCAACCUGUAGUUUGUUUUCAAACCCCAAAAACCUAACAAACCACAUUUUCUGUUUCAGUUAAUGUGUGUGCCUGUUUUGCAACCGACAUUCAGAUGCAUCUUGUUUGACUUUGGGUGACUUGCAAAUAACUUCUUACUCUCCCUAUUGGGGGACACGCACACAUAGUUGCAUCCCAAGAAGUGCCGUAAAGAUGCGGCAGUCUUGCAGCUGCUUCGUGUGUGUGUGUGUGUGUGUGAUCAGAUCCUGAUCGCAGCUGGACCGAAUUUAUUUGCAUGAACCCUUAGUGUCUUUCGUAGUUGGUGUUACGAGGGCAGUGUGGAGGCGGCGGAGAGAAGGAUGAAGGAGUUGCCUACUUCGGCUAGAAAGUUCAGAAGGUUCCGGGGCUCAGGACCAACUCCGUGUGUUGCAAGGAACCGUUAUUUUGCAACCCACCCAGAAACUUGCUCUCGCGGGGGCCCCCUCUGAAAGUGUGCGUUGUUUUUAAAAGCCCAUUGCAAGCUCUCAGCUCAGGAUUUGCAAGAACACCGUAACAGUUAAAUAACAUCAUCAUUUUUCAAAUGUUUGUGUGUUGGCCUGCCUAAAACAGCUGCAACUGUUCUGGUGGUCCGUGGACUCACCUCGCAGCCUCGGCCGCUUAGAAUCCUCUCCCUUAACUACCCAGCCCAGCCGGUCUCGCUUUCCCUUCGUCUCAGCCCUGCCGCCUCCCUCUUCCUCCUCCCGGUUAGUCCGGUCUGUCUUCAUUGACGCUAUAAAUCUGCUGGGCGGAGAGAUCCCUCACACCCGCGCGGCUUCUUUUCCUUCUUAGUUUAUACAGUGCCCUGCAAGUGCCCGGCGAGAGUACUUAGCAGACUUGGGACUGGAGGCACAGUGACUCCGGAAUGCAACCAGCAAAACACAUUUCCUGAUCCUGUGCGUCCCCUUUGUUGCUGUCCGGUUUGUUGACUGAUCAGGAAUGAAUGCACUUAAACGCCCCAUGCCUCCCGAGGAGGGAGAGAUGCCACCUCUUAAUGCAGUUCUGGCAGGCUGGCAUCACUUCUUCUCUAUUUCCUUACGUUUUCCUAAACUGCUGGUCCUUCUCGCCCUUCAAAGGCAUCAGCUCUCCCCUCCCCCUGCCCAAACCUGGAAAAUGAAAGCAAAAAUCAUUGCAUGGGUGGACUCUUAAAAGGUUUCUUUCUUUCUAAGCAUCCUUUCCCCCCCACAUCCAUUGGGCUCUAUUCUUUUUCUUGCUUUUACUCUGCUAAAUUCCCUUCCCCCCUCCUAUAACUUUAAAUAACCAUUGCAGCCAGUCUCCAGAGUGCUGCAUAUAAAUAGCAAAUUUGUAGUAUCUUUGGAUUUUAUUUCAUUGCUGACAUUGACAUCUGUGGGCCUGUUUUGGGAUAUGAAAAGCACAGACAGCUCUUAUACAGCAGCAUACUGAUCUAUAAGGAUAGAGAUAAGCAUACCUAUAAUACAUAUAAAUCUCCUAGCUGCCGUUGUUAGUAGCUCUUGAGAGUGGAACAGUCUGGGUCACUUGCACGCCUAUGUAAGUUUGCAGUUAGGUUCCACUGGUUGCAGCUACUGUACACCAUACAUUUAAAGCACCCUUAGGAUUUCCCUCAGGGAAUCCUAAGGAACUGCAGUUUACUCUUCACAGAGCAACAGUUCCCAGCACCCUUAAGGAACCAUAGUUCUCAUGGUUCUUUGAAGGAAGCCAUGUGCUUGAAAUGCGUUUUUAAAUGUACUUAAAAUGUAUGGUAUGAAUAUGGGCCUUACUGCCUGUACAUCCAGAUCUACCUUCUGCACCACACCACACAAGCUGCAUCAAAAGCACAGCAGGUUUGUUGCCUUAUCACACAAUCUUACCCUUUGUGUAUUCAAUUCAUGUGCCCCGAAACAGACUGUAGGAGCAUGUUGAACUGAUUCAUCAAGCUGAUGGGAGUUGCCUGAAACAUAUGCAGAGCUGCUUCUUCUUCUUUGGCGAUCACUCGUAGCCGAGUAAGAUUGCCUUCCAUAAACAUGGUUUUAACAAUGAGUCCGUAAGUGACUGUGGAGGACAAUUCUGGAUCCACACGUCCAUCCACAGUGGGGACAUUGGUUUCCGGGCGGGAGUUGAUCACUGUAUGGAUUUGCCAAAUGCACCUUCCUCUUAGCAUGUUUCUCCCUUGCGUCCUAAGUUCGAGUGUCUUCAAAGCCCACGACACAUUUGAUAAAGGCUGUUCUCCAACUGGAGCGCUUGCAGGCCAGUGUUUCCCAAUUGUCAGUGUUUAUAUUACAUUGGGGAAGUCAUAAUUAAUCUGUCCCUUUUGUGUGGUUCAGGGGGAUAGUUCACCUGAAUACUGUAGUGCUCUGCCAAAAUAUUGCAUGCCAUUUCCCCACAACCAUUUUUUUUUUUGAGGUGGGGGGGGGGGGAGGGAAAGUGAAGAUGCCUCCAAAAAGGGGAUGGGAAUUUCUAAGGAUUUGUUGGGGUCGGUGGGUUGCAAUUAUCUUACAAACUUAGGGCAGUGGCGAAGGGGAUCUUGCCUUCUCUUCAGACAAACACUUUAUAAAUAACUGUUUUUGCAGGUGGGUCUAAGCUUUGAAAGUUUGUCUGUACUUUGGGAACAUUUCAGGUGCUCAAAAGGCAAGACAGGAACUGUAGUAGCACCAAUAUCCAGAAUUGCCUUGAGAAACAGCAGUGAAUUCCAUUGCAUUUAUGCACCACUAAUGUUGCUAGCCUGUUGGGAGCAGUGAAGGUUGGUCCAUUAGAGAGAAUUGGGGUGCUACCCUUGCAGCCUCAAUCUACCCUCAGUUACUUCCAUUUGCCUUCCUUCCUGCUUAUAAUCAAUCCACAAGGUUGCAUUUGUCUCAGUUUUGUCACCUGUAGAAACUCAUUCAGGGAGGAGGAUGGGGACAAAACUAACAACAAACACAUUUUUAUUUAUUUAUAUGCUGCCCAUCUGACUGGGUUACCCCAGCCACUCUAGGUAGCUCCCAACAAAAUAUUAAGAACACCAUAAAACAUAAAACAUUAAAAAUUUCCCUAUGCAAGACUGCCUUCACAUGUGUUCUAAAAGUAAAAGUUGUUUAUUUCCUUGACAUCUGACAGGAAGGUGUUCCACAAGGCAGACGCCACUACUGAGAAAGCCCUCUGCCUGGUUCCCUGUAUUCUCACUUCUCGCAGUGAGAGAACUGCCAGGAGGCCCUCAGAGCUGGACCUCAGUGUCUGGGCAGAAUGAUGCGGGUGGAGACUUCAGGCCUGAGGCUUUAAAGCUUAGCACCAACACUUAAUUGACUUUGCCUGUCAUUGGUUCUGGCACCACCUACUAUUGACCUCUCUGCCUUCUCCCCUACUGUUCCUUAUGGGCACCAGCCCCUAUUGGUUAAGAGGCUAGUGGUCUUUAAAGAGGGGAAUCUGAUUCAUCCUCAGCCAGCGUGGAAACACACAGUACUAGCCUCUUAGCAGACCAGUUUUUAUUUUAAAAAAAACCUUGUAUCAUGCAGGCUAGUGGAGGAGUGGCAGAACAAUCCAUCCUUCAUCUGCCAGCGUUCUGCAUUUCUCCUUCAGUCAUGGAAGUGGGGGAGCCUCUUACUCUACAGCCAACACAGGAGCCACAGGAUGGUAGGGGAAGGAUGGUGCAAUCCCUCUUCUGACAUCCUGCUUGCUCACCUGUAUGAAAUUCCUUGUCGUUUAUGGUGACCAGGCAAGCUACCUAAAUUCAAGGCUCUUUGGUGGUAUUAUUUUCCAAUGGUCUUUAGUUAGAUUUCUCUAGGGCAAACAGAAGCUAGUCUAGGAAUUGUGUAUUUAUUUCCUACGCAUUUUUCAUUUCAUUUGUAUCUCACAUUUUUCACCAAGGACCUCAAGGUGGCACACAUGGUUCUCCCCCUCCUCGUUUAAUCCCUGCCAAAGCCCUGUGAGGUAGGUUAGGUGGAGAGGGGUGACUGGUCAAAGGUCACCCAUUGAGCUUCAUAGCCAAGUAGGGAUUUGGCUUCUCAGGUCCUAGUCCAGCACACAAACCACUACACCAUGCUUAUCCUCAAUAAGUGAUUGGUUGGCUAUUUUGAUACCUAUUCCUGCAUAUAUUUCAUCUCAUACCUAUGACUUUGAGCUUAUACUUGUGGAAUAUAUUUGACUCGAACAGCAUUUAUCCCAGCUCACUUUAGAAUGUAAAAGGGGGCAUAUGUUUUAUGUGCUGAUGUAUAUGCGCUUGUGGCUACCUUCUAGCAACAGUCAUUGGAGGACAUUCUCAAUGGCUUCCGUGAAAGCAGGAAUGUUUCUGAGAUAAGAGGAUUACUAAAUUAUUACUUUGUAGCGAAAGUGAAGUCACUGCCUCGGACAGUAAUUCUAGUCUGCAAGUUACAAACAGAAGCAGAAUUUAGGUUCACAUCCACUGUUAUAUCCAACUAAGUACAACUUGGAGUAACCCACUGAAAUUAAUGGGGCUAGGUUAGUCAUGCCCGUUAAUUUCAAGUGGGCCUUCUCAGACUAAGCUGGAUACAACAUCUAUGCAAACAAGAAUUGUGCUAGAACAUUUAUUAUUUCACUGAGGUUAAGGUUGUCAACAAAUACCAGCCAUGAUGGCUAUACACUGUCUCCAAGACUGGAGGCACCAAUGCUUUUGAAUACUAGUUGCUGCAAACCAGAGGAGGGGAGAGUGAUCUUGUGCCCAGGUCCUGCUUUUGCGUUUCCCACAGGUAUCUGUUUGGCCACUGUGAGAUCAGGAUGCUGGGCUAGAAAGGCCAUCGACCUCAUCCAGCAGGCCUCUACUUAGGUUCUUAUUUUCAGUCGCUGCACAUCCAAACAGGCUGAUGGUUGUAGCAAUUCGUUUCUAAGAAUCUUUGCACAAAGACAGCUAGCUUGGAAAAUGAAGCAUGCACACAUAGGAUUGCUCGCGUGUAACUCUUGAUAAAACAGAUCCUAGUCCAGCAGGCCAGUGUAGCUGGAGUGUCCCAGUGCUGAUGUGAGUCGUGGUGAUGACUGAAAUGAUGAUUCACACAAAUCUUUUGGAUGCAAAAUUACUAGUAAGACAGUUGAGCUCGGUAUAAGCUGGUUCACUUCUGUGCUAUUAAUAUGUUAAUGGUAUUGCAGGUUUUGCUGAUAAUGAAUGUGAAGGGCUUUGAACACUUAGGUAAAGUAAUGUCACUCCUCCUAAUAGUGAACUUGCUCAGUGUUUCUGUGCAGACAGGAUUAGAGCCAAAACGGGGCUGUUGAGAAACAGUAUGUCAGUGAAUCUCAAGGUAUGCAUGAACACAAUACAAAAGAAAAUAAUUAAAAGGAGGCCAAACAAAGCCCCCAAACAAGUAAUAUGUACCGUAUAUACUCGAGCAUAAGCCAACCUGAAUAUAAGCUGAGGCACCUAAUUUUACCACAAAAAACUGGGAAAACUUAUUUACACGAGUAUAAGCCAGUUCACCACAUCACAAACCUCCUGGUGGGCCAGAGUGUGUGUGUGCGCAUGCGCACACAGCAGAGGGGGCUUCUCCCCCCCCAGCCCCUCCCGUCCCCCUGCCUACCUAGGGUGCUGCCGAGAGGCAGACGCUGAUGGCGGCAGCGAUGGAGGAAGAAUAAGCAGCCCAAAAGGGCUGCUUUCGGGCUGCUCGUUCCUCUGCCGCCAACAGCGGCAGAGGAGGAGGAGGAGGAGGAGGAGGAGGAGGAGGAGGAGGAGGAGGAGGAAGGAGUAGCCCAAAAGGGCUGCUUCCAGGCUGCGCGUUCCUCCUCGGCCGCUGACAACAGCCUCUGCUGCUGGAAAUGCGCUCGGGUGGGACACUCACUCGAGCAUAAGCCGAGGGGGGCUUUUUCAGCAUUAAAAAUGUGCUGAAAAAGUCGGCUUAUACAUGAGUAUAUAUGGUGCAUAGUUUUCAGGAGCUAUGAGAUGUUGAGCGCUGGUUGAAAAAAACAAAACACCAGGAAAUUGGAGAGGUGUAUGCGGGGGAGAAUGAAUUGAGCCGCUACCAACAGGAGGAGUGCGGACCUGUUCCCUUCUAGAUGUUGUUUGACUCCAAUUCCUUUCAGCCUGGCAGGGCUGAUGGUUGUUGUAGUCCAACAACAUCUGGAGGGCUUCAAGUUUCACACUGUUUCUCUACAGCUGUAUAGAGACCCGGAGGAAGGCAUGGUGGCAUGAACAGGAGAGCACAUCCCUGUUAAGAGGUGAGACUAUAUUGUAAUAUGUUGGAGAUCCCCCUUACUGUAUUUUUCCGUGUAUAAGACUAGGUUUUCUUCCUAAAAAAUAAUGUCAAAAAUUAGGGGGCAUCUUAUACACUGAUACAUCUUCCCCCAUUUUCUUAAAUCUGAAUCCCCCAAAAUAGGUGGCGUCUUAUACAUGGAGGCGUCUUAUAGACGGAAAAGUACGGUAUAUAAAUAAGGCUGUUAAUGUUAUUUACGUUGAUGAUGAAACAGUUCUUACCCCUGCUUUUCUUAGAACUGAACUUAAGGGAGCUGAACUCUAGCCAUUAGAAAAAUAGAAAACACCUGAGAGAAAUCUAUAAAUUUUGGUUUCAAUGUGGGGUAUUACUGAUUCGUAUAUGGGGUAUCUAAGAAUCAAUUCCUCGCAGCAAUAAUACUAUCAGAUUUUUUACAUGUAUGUUGUUGUUUAUUUCUUUCAAUGGAUUUGUAACCCGCCGUUCCUCCCAGGGCAGUUAACAUACAUAUAAUUUAUGUGUAGGAUGCAUUUCUUUGGUACUUGGUACACAAGAGUAGCAUAAUUUAUUAACUGGACACACAUGUACCAAAUCACAGCUAUAUGAAGGGUAAGUAUUAGGCCCUCACCCGAAAAUAUUUUCCCCUCCCAGUAAUAUAUGCCAUUCAUAAAUCAUACAGUUUUAUAGCAAUUCCCAAGUCUACGAAGAGGUUUUAUUGUGAAAGUUGUGAUCUUUUCACUUCAUUCAUGGAGCUCUUUUGAGAGUUUGUGAAAACUUGUAAAAUACGUUUUAAGUCAUGCAAAAUUGUUUAUGCUUAAAAGGAUGUUCCAGGCAUGAAUUUAUCUUUUGCUUGACUGAAGGAAUUGGCCCAUACUAGUUUUUCAGUGCUGGGGUGAGUGAAGUCUUAUCUACUCCAUUCAGGACUUUCCAGUCUUACAGUUACAAGACUUCCCCCACCCCUUCAAAAAGGCAUGUAUACACAUUAAGCACACGGCGACACAACAAUACUUCAGUUAUAAAACAAAUUGGCAUGACACUCAUGAAACUAGACAAGAUUUGUCUACUGCCUUGUCAGUUUCAUUGAACAGGGAUCCCUAGCGAAAGAAAAUAAUGAAAAUUUUAAACAGUCAAUGCUUCUUGUUUGCUCUCCACACAAGCAACAUAUUCUUACUUGUCCAUUGUGUAUCUCUCAGGGAGUUUCUCUAAUUCUGGGGGCUUGUGCUUGUAAACAUACAACAGAGUAGCUGGCAGCUCCCUGUACUGUCUUGAUGACAGGCUCCUGUCACACCUUCAGUCACUGGGAGACAACAAUAAUGAAUUGGUGGCAGGGCAGACUUUUCUUUGUAAAAGAUGGUUGAAUGAAUCUGCUUCUCCGUUCAGGAUGACCUGCAAUCUGAAGUGCUGCUGUCGUCCAUGCAACUCUCUCAUCCCAGAAUGCAAAUAGGAGGUUGCCACUUUGAAAGCACUCCCAUUAAAAUCUCCCUGAUUAUAACCGAACAUGUUAAAAUUCCCAUGCUCAUAGAAAACUAGCAGGUCACACUUUUGUAUGCAUGGGGGGGGGAAUGAGAUCAGGGAACUUUUCGACAAGCUGUCCCCACAUGAUUCUGAGGUGGUACUGAGAGUAGUAUAGGAGGACUGUUCUAUGUGCCAACAUGCAUAUAUGAAUCCACUGGAGUCCGCUUUAUAGGUUACAGCAGCAGUUGCAAAAGCAGAAGUUCAGGUCACUUGACCCUCUUCUGCUUUCUGUGCUUCUGCUGUAAUGUGCUAAUCGGUUCUCAUUUCUAACUGGCCGCUAGAGAACAUCUAGUCCUAAAAGUAAACAAGGAGGUCAGGAAAACACCCUCAAAACCUGCACCAGCUUGUGUUCUUCAUGAGGAGGCUGGAGCACUAUGAGCAUUUAGGGAAAUCAGGCCUGAAAUCACCUUGAGGAAUCUCAGGUUCAUGUGUAUCACCACAUUCACAACUUAACUCUUUUAUUUGCUUUAAAUGUCAUGUCACCCCUUUCAGCUAGAAUAGGAGAAGAUGUUUUCUCCUAAUUAGGAACAUACAAAGGGACUAUAGAAGCUGCCUCACAUGUGGGCCGGCCUUUGGUCCAUCUCACUCAGCAUUGUCUACACUGACUGGAUUUCAGCCGGAGUCUCUCCUAGCUGGCCUGGAAAUGCCAGUGAUUGAACCUGGGAUCUUCUGUAUGGAAAGCAGAUGCUUUCCAUUAACAGCUUGAAACUCCCCUCAGCCCCAGCCAGUGGGAGCUAUAGUACAGCAACAUUCAGGCACCAGGUUGACUGUCUCUACGCUACCGUUUCCUUCACUAGUCUGCCUCUGUUCUCCAAUGAAACUGAUAAGCUGUUUGGGAAAAGCUUUGUCAGUUUUAUUGAUUACCGUAUCAGUUUUCUUGCUUGGUUAAAAGUAUUACAGCAGCUCCCCAUAUUUAAGCUCUUACUUGGUAGUCCUUGGCAAUAAGGAAUCCCAUGCCGGAGAGUGGAUGGUCUGGUGAAAGAGGGAUGGGGGGGCCUCUGCCCCUCCUCUACACCCAGCUUAGAAGUUAAGAGGGUUGACGAAGGCUGGUGCCUGUUGGGACCGGCAGGGAGCCCAAACAGUAGGUGGUUCUGGUUCUAGUGAGAUGCAGAGCAAACUACGUAAUUCUGGUUUGUCUCCAUUCUCUUCUCUGCUGAGUUAUGUGAGGGGCACCAUUGAGACUGAGGAGGAAACUGAUAAGCAAUGUUACCUGCCUGGACUGGUUGUAAGUAAGAAGGCAGGCCAGGUAGGAAGGCUCAGGGCAGGCUGUGUUUGGUGGGGCAGCGCAGUGCCCUGCCCCAAGUGCCCUAACAGAGCAGCCUCUACUGGCUGACAGAAGGAAGCCCCCUCCUCCUCAAGAUCCAGCAUAGUAAUACGUUGGACUGCUGGAAGGAGGAUGGUGCUCUCCUUCCUCUGCUAGUAAUAUUUAUUUCCAGCCUAGUAACUCUUAUGUACUUAUUCACAAGGCUGCAUUACUGUUUGCACAGGGGCUAAGUGUGCAUGCAAGCCUCGUUUUGAAUGAGGAACAACAACAAAGGACCAUCAGCUGAGCAGCAGUGGCGGGCAGCAGAGAUAAGGGGUGGCUGGAUCAUGUUUUACAGGGUUGGUGAAAUAUCCUUCAUCCUAAUGCUGAAGCUUAGAUGUUAUGGGAGAACCACACUUUCUUUGUGAUGCUAGUGCUGGGGCAGAAGGGGUGUGUGUAAAUGUGCUUAACCCUUCUCCUUUCCACAAUUUCUUCCUUUCAAAUGAAACCCAGGCAGUUAAAAGCAAAAGAAACUGGUUUAAAUAAAAAUUAUUUUAAAUAUCGUUUACCCAGAAAAAACUCUUCGCACUUUGUGCAUAUUUACAUGCAGGAAAAUACUGAUGAGAUCAAACUUUAAAAAAAAGCAGUCAUACAAUAUAUAUAUAUAUAUAUAUAUAUAUAUAUAUAUAUAUAUAUAUGAUAAAAUCAGGAGUUUUUAAACAAAUACACAUAAUUGAAAAUGAGCCUGUUGAGGGAAAAUGGGUGUUGGGUCACUUACAGGGGGAAAUUAGCACCAAGAAGGGAAAACAUACCUGCACCUGCACAUUCUCCAUCAUCUCUGUAUCUGCAGGGUUGGAACCAUGCAUUUUCCAACAUAAUGUCUUGUUCAGCCCUUCGGAUGACAGGAACUGUGGAUUAGGCUCUCCUUUUGGCUACGUGCUGGCCCAGUCUAGUUGGAGAGUUAGUUGGGUUGAGUGACCCAGAUGCUACCUUUAGUUAUUUUACAUCUCAAGACGGUUCUGUAGUGUUUAUUCAUCUGAGAUGACAUUUCUUUCUUUUUUUAAUGGGAAAAAUAUUUGUGUAAAGAACAUUGCUGUUCUUGGCAUCUUGAGUGCAAAAAUGUUCAGCAAAGUCAUUUCCCUUGGACAAUUAAUUUGGGUGGUGCUGCAACAGACCUGAAGCCCCUGUUUAAUCUUUCACAAUAUGUUUUCUGCUUUCAGGAAUACCAGAUUAGUGGUCCCUGUUCGGGGGGGGGGGGGAGGGGAUGGCUACUGGCUUUGUAUAUCUGACACCUUAGGAAGGACUAUAGUUGCUACAGCCACUAUACAUAGAAGCUGAAACAAAGGGAGUGCAUGUUGGCGUAUUAAUAAUCAGUCUAAUAAUGCUAUCAAAUAUUAAAAGGAAAACUGUUGAUGGGCUGCCAAAAUGAAACUGAUGGAAGAGUGUAAUGCCACUUUAAAUAGUUAUUGUGGUCCACCUACUAUUAGGCACCUUCUGCUUGGGAACUUCAGAUCUUGUAAAGUGAUUUGUAAAAAGCAGACUAGCACUUGUUAUAUGAUUACACAGCUAAGGUUAGGAUUAAGUGUGGAGUGAGGAAUCGCCUCUAGCCUCAUCCCCUCUCAGGAAGCCCUGGAAAUGCUCUGUUGUUUAGUUGUUCUGAUGAAACUGGGUUCAAAUCCUGAACCCAUGCCGAAACUCCAGCUUCCCAUCUGUAGAAAUAGGGUGGAAAUAACUGACCACACAAGAUUGUUAAUGAGGAAAAAUGUACAGUCCUUUGCUUAUAAAAAGCGCCUUGAGAAUCUCAGCUGUAAGGAAAUUGCCUUUCAUAUCUUGUGAUUCCUAAAGUAAACUCUAUAUGUGGCAAACAAUAUAAAUUGUGUGAAUGACCCAUAUUUCAUUGCUCAUGUCUUACAUAAACUCCUCUGGAUUAGAUGAGGUUAUAAACAAACCCAGUCUAGAAUCACAAUUAGUGUAAACUGUGGACUCUACGCUGCUCAUAAGGCAGCUGUUUGGGCAUUUGAAAGAAACUGUUGCAAAUUCUAGAGUUUACAGAUGGAGGAGUUUACAAUUCUGAAGAUCUGUUACCAGGAUGACAGCAAUGGUAAAUGCUAAUUGACAGUUCAUGGGGUUGCAACCUCUUUUUCCCACAGUCACAAAAUCUGCUGACAAAUCUGAUAAAUAACCCUACUUCAUCAUCAGAAAAGCUCCUAAGAGCUUGGGACAUCUCCAGGGUCCUUUGAUAGUUCCUUCUAGGACUUAGAGCUGCCUCUCAUCCAGGUAGUGGUGGAGGUGACUAUUUCCAAGGAUCUCUAGAAGACAGGUGAUGAUGAUUAAAUCAGUUUAAAGCUAUAGUGAGGCAUGGAGAUGGAGAACAUGUGGCCCUCUAGAUGUUGGUCAGCAACUCCCAUUGUCCUUGAGCAUUGGCCAGAAGUCCAACAACACCUGGAGGGCCACAGGUUCCACUUCCCUGGUGUAGUGGACUGUGCAUUGUUUCCAUGGAAAUUAAUGGUUUAAACUCUGCAGCAAGGUUGUAAGGGAUAGCUUUUAUUUAUCUAUUUAAGAAUUUAUAAACCGCUUUACAUUGGAACAACCAAGUGAUGUAUAAAUAUUUUGUAUUUCCUUUAAAUGGCAUGACUCAGAACAGUUUUUAUUUGAGUUUAGCAAAACCAGCACACACUCUUCACCAUUUUGAACUGAAAGAGGAUCCAGGACAAAUUUGUCUUGCUUUGAAGGGGAUUAAUUUUACCCUUGACUUACAAAGGCACUUAAGGGAACAGCUGCUAUUUCUCUUUCUUCUUUGAGAGAACUAGGUUAUCACACCACACGUUCUGCACAACACCUCCCUCCAAAUAAUUGGCCACUUCCACAUCCAACUUCUUUGAAAUUCAUUUAUUAUGAAUUCCGAGCUGUAAAUAGAUAAAAGUGAACCAGCAGGGAGUUGUGGUUUUCUUUGCUUCUGGUUAUGAAUCCCCCCUUUUUUGCAUUCAGUUGCAUACUGAAUCUCCAAGAUGAAUGAGACAACCAGAUAAGGUCUUUGCCAGAUAUGAGGAAUAUGAACUAAUGACAUCCUGCUUUUUGUUUACUCAUCUCAGAGCACCAAAGUUGGUAGGACUGCACCAAGACAGCAUCCUGAGUUGCAUGGCUGUGUAUCAGCUUCUGAACACACCUAGGCCAGGACUGCAUUCAGAAAGCACUCUCUUCUGCUUUCCUGACAUUUACUCUCCUGAUAUUUUUAUUUUAUUUUAUGUGACCUUUCACAUGACAUAAAAAACCGCUUAUGAAAAAAACUAGCAGAAUCUUAAGGAAACUUAAUACUGAUUUCUGUGUUAAUUGUUUCCAGAAAAUAAAUCUGUUUGCAAACCUAUUAUCCCGGAAUAUUGUGGGGCAAAAUUUGGGGCAGUGUCCUUGCAUAUACUUUUUUCCCUGCAGUUUUCAUUGGUGAAUCAUGGGGGAACAAACACACACAUUCUCAUAGAGGGUGGGAGGGUAUGGUGCAUGUCCAAUUAUGUCUGCUGUUGUAACACACCACAGCUACUGGCAUGUAUGUAAUUUAGUGCAACAUGACAGUAAACAAUCAGGUAAUGCAGUGCAAAAAGAACGUUGGAAACGGGAACAGAAACACGAGCAUUGUAACUAUUUCUUUACUUACUUACUUACUUACUUACUUACUGCCCUUCAUCAUAAGAUCUCAGUGAGGGUUUUCCUAAAAUGGGUAUUUUUGGAGGUGGGGUGUCAAAUCCUGCCCAAAACUAUCCAUUGACCCUGAAAGCUGAGAAGAUACUGUCCUACUUGGAGGGGAUUUGUACAAAUCCAGGGUUUCCUCAGGCCUACUGAUACCUUCCUGUUGUGCAUGGGUGAUGCAGCUUCAGCUGCAUUAGUAUAAUAGUGGAAAAUAAUACAUGAUUAUUUUAAAAUAACAAUGCUGCUUUGAAAAGCGGCAAGUGAACUGGUGUAUCUUGAACGGGAAAGGGGUUGUUGUUGGGUUUUGUUUUGUUUUUUUGGUCCAGAGGGUAAGAAUGCUGAUUGAGGCAUUGUACUUUCAGCUUCUGAGAACAUAUGAUUGAGCCCUCCACUAAUUAGUCAGCAAAUACCAGAGAUGAAAUUUAGGGAAUUUCUUCCAAAGUAUGUUCACUGACCUGCCGGUUAAUGAUGGAGUUAUUCAAGCCCAGUUGCUUAACUUUUCAGAGGAGAACUGUUGUGUCAUCGCAAUGCUCUGGUUCCAUUCUUUCCCCCCCUUUCCUUUUCAGGAAUCAAAACUUGAGGAUAGAGCAAUAGGUGAAUUAAAACAAUAAACAACUGUGCAUACAGUUUGAUGGCACCUUUCAGCAUCCUUGCUGGGUUUUCUGGAAACUCUUGUCACACAAAUGGGAAUAAUGACUAAAUACUGGGCUUGAUCUAAGUUAGUUGAAUUUGGGUACCUUGGGACAAGUUAGUCAUGAUUUACGGUAAGUCCCAUUGAUUUCAUGACUUAAGUCAUGACGAGCGUGUUUCAAUGAUUUCAGCGGGAACCACCUGAAACCGGUUUAGUCUGGAUCCAUCUCCAGGAUGGCCAAUUGUGUAUUUCCAAAAUAAGAGAAAAUGUGCCCCCACCACCUAAAACAAAAAGUACAAUUUUGCAUAAAAUUUGUAUGUACAUAUGCAAAUUUAGAAAUAGUUACUGCAGUUUGAACUGAAAUACAAUACCAGAGUAGGAAAGAUUAUGACAAGGGGAUCUGUUUGCCUACUCCAUCUGCUAUCCAGAUACUGUUCGUUGCCAGUUUCAAGACUCCUGCUCUCCCUUGUUACAGUUCUUUUAACUUUAGACUACACAGGUCUUCACAUAGAGAACUGUCCUCUGUAAAGCAGGGCGCAUGGCCACCCUAUCUAACUCACAGAGACUUUCUGAACCCCACAUUGUGAUGGGGCUGUUUAUUCCCAUCUGUUUCCCUUAUGCAGUAGCUAUGCAUGUAAACUGGGUCUUCGGCUGUGAGUUCAGAUCUUACCUCAACCCAUACCCUUGAUGCCUUUCUAUAGAAUGGUGCCAAUCAAAACAGCAUUUGCAAGAGGUACCUACUUAGGGAGGAAAGGUGAGGUGAGGAUUGUAAAGCACAUUACACAUUUAUUUUUUUUAGAGAUGCUUGUUCAAAGAUCAAAACAGAAGUCUCCAAAGUAAGUAGUUUUGGUUUCUAUUCAUGCUGUUUAUCCUUCCCUCAAAACAUAGUCUUAAGUUUAAGUGUAGAUGCUUGGAUUAAAACUUUAAAUUCUCGUUUGGGCAUUUGGACCUUUGUCAUGACAAUUGGAGUGCUGUUGUUUAGGAUGCUAGCCAUCUGUGCCCUAUUACAAGUUACCAUUCCAGUAUUCCUCUCAUUGUUUUUGUCCUGCAACAGUCAGCCAGAAUGCUGAAUCAUUGUUGAACUGUUUUGCCCACUCCAGGUUUCCCCCGUUUCCCCCCUACUUAUGCAGUCUUUGGGGGUUUUAUUGGCCCCGACUACUUUCCUCUGGAAGGUUGACCAUGUCCAAAUCUUGCCCUUGGGUUUUAGGAUGUUCCUCAUGCCUGACAUACAGAAUAUAGAAACCUGAAGACUGAACUAGAAAAAUCUUGGAUGAAAUUAAGACAUUCCUGUCCUCUUUUUUUCCUCAGGUCUGAUCAUGAAACUCUAGAUUUUAGGAGCAGCAUAUUUAGCAACUGUAGUUUUAAAGAUGCUUUCUUAUAAAGUUACUAUUUCAUUCAUGGAUAAUAAACAAAUGCUGAAUAAUAUUGCUGGAGCUAUCCUUUGGUCCUGCAGUAUGCUUAUUGUUAUUGUUACAAGGAUUUAAAUCUCUUAUCUGAAAGUAAAAUUAUUUUGAAAAUAGAAAGCACUUCAUGUAUAAUGCAGGUAUAUUGAAAUGUGCAUUAUACACCCACUUUUGAUAUUUACUAGUUCAUUUCUUUGUUUUGGCUAUUAAGGCAUGGAUAUUACUGGGAAAUAAAUCAAUAUGGUUUCUUUGUUUAGAUGGCGGCAGAAAAGAAAUCAUGCUGUUAAUACGUACAGGUUGCCCGAUUAUUUCUCUGUUGGAUUUGUUCUCUGCAUUAGUUCCCCAGGAUUUGAGAAGGAAAAAGACUGUAGCUCAGAGGCAGGGCACCCUCUUUGCAAGCAGAAGGUCCCCAAGUUCAAUCCGCUCCAUCUACCGUGGGUGUGUGGGUAUGUGGGUGUGUGCUAGUAAAAUCUCUUGUCUGAAACCCUGGAGAACUACUGCUUGUAUUUGUUGAGUAGCUGUGGAGAACCUUGAAGUUAAAAGGUCAUUUCCCUGCUUUUAUGGUAACAUUUUCAGGGUAGGAUGAGUUAUGGACUGGGCACUGCUUCCCAUCUCUCCUCCUUGUUGUAAGUGAAGGAAAGAAGGUCUAACAAAGCAUAUUUGGAGAGAAAAAAAAUCUCCCUGGCAUACAUCCACACUAUACAUUUAAAGCAUUAUGCCACUUUAAAGAGUCAUGGCUUUCUCUAAAGAAGGGUGUAGUUAGUUAAGGGUGCUCACAGUUGUUAGGAGACCCCUCCCCAAUACACAGAGCCACAGUCACCCAAAUGGUUAACAAUCAAUUCUUCUUCCCAGAGAACCCCAGGCAUUGCAGUUCUGUGAGGGGAAUAGGGGUCUUCUAAUAACUCGCAGCACUUUUAGCAGUUCCCAGCAUUCUUGGGGGCUGACCUGGCUCUUAAACCAUAGUUUAAGUAGUUAUUUAUGUGUAUAGUGCAUAUGUGGCCUAUGUGAGGGUGUAAAUACUUUACCUUCCGCUGUAUAAAUUUAUAUGUGUAUAUAUGUACUUAUAAUCUCCUGCAACCCCCACCCCCCCGGGGCGGGAAGCACUUGGAUCAAAGUAUCAGUAAGGCCAGACACUCUGAAAGCAGUCAAGUGAAUAAUAAUCUCUAAACUAUCUUGUGGCUUUUUAUUUUCUAGUAAAUCAGAUAGAACGGGUGGAAACAUUUCCAAGUAUUUUGUGUUCGUGAGUUGUCUAACAUGUCAGUCUAUUAGCUGGCUAAAAAGUGAGGGACAAAAAACGGUCAAAUCCCCAUUUUGAAAGAUGUGAGUGCUACAGACUUUGAAAUUAACGACUCACAAGUAGCUUUCCCUGCUUAACUUCCUAUUUUUGAAAGAAACAACACAGCCACACACACAACCACAGUCUUUUAAUAUACCCUGACGUAUAUUGUCACCAAAACUGGAUGAUGAUCAAAGUGAAAACCUUUUAUGUGGUAAAAUUCAAAGCAGAAGACUGCGGUAGUGAUUAUACCAGCGUGAAGCUUUAUACUGUAAAACGUUCUCAAAGUAGAAUCACGAGGAAUGCAGGAACGUAGUGCAUCGUGUGGAGAAAGAGGUUAGAUAUAUUUUCUCUCUCUCUCUCCCUUUUUCUCAUAACACUAGCACUUCUGGACCUUUAACGAAGCUGAAUACUGAAAGGUUCAGUCCAGACAAAACCAAGUAUUUCUUUAUGCAGUACAUAGCUAGAUGUGUGGAAUUAGCUGUUGCUGGAUGGCCAUCAGCUGUAAAAGACAAUUACAAUCCAUUGAGGAUCAGACUUUUGACGGCUCCUAUCCACUAUAAGUUUGCUUUUCCUCCACUGUUGAAGGUAAUGUGCCUCUGAAUAUCAGUUGCUGGGAGGAGUCAGAAGUGGGGACAGUUGCUGUUGUACUCAGGCCUGCUUGCAGGAUUCCCAGAGGCAUCUGGGUCAUCCUUGGGGAAAUCAAGAUUCUGGACCAAAUGAGCCUUUGGCCUGAUUCCACAGGGCUCUUCCUAUGUCCCUAACAAGAGUUUGUUUCUGCCCAGUUCAGCUGUGAUUGUCAAUUUAAAGAGCAAGCUGGUUACAAAGUGUGGGGGUCGGGGAGGAUCUCAGGGGCUGAUGCAGUUUUGGGGGUCCCUCAGGCUUGGGGGAUGCUUAGGCAUUUCCCUGCAUGGGCUCACCUCCUGUCACUGCAGUCUGUUCACUUGUCCAAUCUGUAUUAGCUCUUGAAUUCUCAGAGAGGACUGAUAAGCCAGUAGUAAUGGUGCAAAGGAGAAGAGCAGGACCAGGGGGCUCUGGGGGUUGCAGUGCUCCCCCAUGGGGGCCUCAACAGCUGCCCAACAAUGCCUGCCCUGACACCAGCCCUGGGAAUGCUCUCAAUCAAUGUAUUUAAAAUAGAUUUUUACCAUAUCCGGGUCAUAAAAGUCUCUCAUUCUGUUCCGUGCCACUGUACAGAUCAGCUCUGUCAUCUCUGACAAUAUUGAUCAUCCACUCAGAAAGUGAGUAGUUCAGCUUCCCUCCUCCAGUCCUCCCUCAGCCUGACAUGAUCAGCACCAUCAGAGAGCUGCUGUUAUUGAUCAGUGAUCUGUGCAUAUUGCAGGUGCCCUACAGCUGAGACCCAUCCCUCGGUGAUUCAAGAUACAUGGGGCCUUCCCUCAAUUGCAGGCUGCUUGGAAAAAUCAUUGUGCAAAUCCUUGUUUCUGUGCAUGGAUCCCUGUUCCUGGACCAGGGCCAAAUAAUAGUAGGCAACAAUUGCUUUACACUAUGGGAGGCUCCAAAAGCAUCUCAACCUUUGUUUAAUCUUCUCUCAGAUGGAGGAGCUAGAGUCAUUUAAGAUACUUACAUUCAAAUUUACUAAAAAUAUAACUAAAUGAGUUGUUUCACUUUCUUAUAACAGGUGAAAUCUAGCCACAUAUUAAAACUGCUUUGAAAAUUCUUUUUUUAAAAAAAUGUUUUUAAAAAUGCUUUGAAUUUUCCAUAAGGCUCACCAUCACUAUCUAGUGUCACAUUGUAUAUUGUACUUAAGACACACAUAAAACAUUUUAUUUGCAGCUGUAUAGCUGAGUCUGCUGUCUUUCCCCUAAGUUAAUCUUCAAAACCAUCCAAGUUAGGCUACAAGCUUCAUUCAUGGCCCUUGGUGUGUCUUUGGAUCUGUGGCUGAAGACAGGAAAUGGCACAUCCAUUAUUAAGUAUUCAUAUUGAUUUUAACUGUAUUUGUGUUGAUUCAUUUAUUUCUUGUGUUGUAUUGCAAUUUGAAUUCCCUAAGAAAUUAAAGAAACAACAAAAUACAUUUAAAAAUCAUGCAGCAUCAAGCACAGCACAUUACAAUUGCUACAACAGGCACAAAAAUCAUUAAGUGGUCUGUCAAGACCCCCAGCAAUUUUCAAUUUUGCGGGGGAAUCUCUGCUUUAAGAGAAAUCUAUAAGCACCAUUAAAACAACUACAGCUUGGUGUCCCCAAAUCUGUUCACUUUUAAAACCCUUUUCUCCUAUUGCCAGCUGGUCAUUUUGUUUUCCAACCACAGGUGUUGAAAACUGCAGCCCAUUUCCUUUUGAUGGUUGUGGUUAGUUGCACACAACAAGUAUCUUAUUGUGGGUUUGGUGUAUUUUUUUUUAAACAAAGACCUGCUCUAUUGCCAUUCACUUUACAAAAGCAAAAAUAAAAUUGUAGAACAAGAAAGCCGUGUGUGUGUGUGUGUGUAUAAAAAAAAUUAAGAGGACUUCAUUGUUCUUAUCUGAAUUCAUAUCCUGUUUAGGAUGCUGUGUGUGUGUGUGUGUGUGUGUGUGAGAGAGAGAGAGAGAGAGAGAGAGAGAGAGAGAGAGAGAAACCCAACAAAAUAAUUACUGGAGCAUUGGGUGAUAUCCAGCUGAGUCAUAGGUAGAACAGACCCAUUGGGUAUAUUCUGAGCAUGACUAAUGUUGGAUAUCAUCCAUUGUUUCUCUCCCUCCACCCCCUUUGAUAGUAUCCAGAAACAAAGAUUCUUGGAUGGAAAGUUCAAUAACAGAAGUAACUGUUCACGGCCAAAGUGAUGUCCACAGUAAAAUUAGCUUCAGACAUCCAUUUUGAGAGUGUGUGGUUGCCCUCCCUUUUGCUGCUUGUUCUUUAUUCUUUAUUUCUAGGAACAUUAAGAAACUGCUCCAUACCAAGUCACACCAUUGGCCCAUCUAGCCCAGUAUUGUCCGCACUUCCUGGCAGUGGCUGUCCAGAGUUUGAGACAGGAAUCUUUCCCAGCUGUGGCUGGAGAGAUCUUCCUACGACCUAUGUUUGAGUUGACACCCUUCUCCAGUGUUCAGUUCUGAUAAGUACAAAAUCCAGUAAUGCUUUGUGCUUGGUUUGUUUAAACAAAUAGGCUAUGAUGUCAUUCAUAUAUAUAUAUUCCAUUUUCUGCAGUCAUUAUUGUGUCCAGAAGGGAACUCUUUUAAGAGUUUCUGUAGCAACGUAAUGCAGCUCAUGCAGAUGUAGAGAAAGAAGAAAAGUUCAGAGGGAGCUUAUCAGAAAUGAAUCUGAGUGAGACAGCAAUUUUAAGAGUAAAUUAUUUGGAAGUAUUGGCUUCUGAAGGAGGAGUUCUGAGGAAGCAACAACACCCCCCUCCCUUUCAGCAUCAUUUUAUCAAUUGUUACAGCAAAAGCACUUCCAUGGAAGCCUGUACUAACGGUUCCAAGAAGUGCUUGUUGACGUGCCUGCAUCCUGAGGCAAGGGCUGUUGGGAGGGUCCAAGGCAAUGGGCCUAUCACAUCUCAGCUGGAGUCACUUUGAACAGAGUUCAAAGAAUUUCAAAUUCUUUCCCUUCAGUCCUUUGCGUGUAAGACAAAUUCAAGAGGCAAAGGUAUUUCUCAGAUGUGGAAGUGUGAAAGAAAGCUUUUCCUAUUGAAUUUCUGCGUCCCUCAAAUACAGUAAAGCCUAUCAGAUAUAACAGUGGCAAAUUUAAGGAGGAGCUGAGAGCUGAUGUAUAUUGUAUUACACAACCCUGUGAAAAACUAAAAAGAACACCCACAAAACCUAGAUAAAUAUACUUUAAAAUAUUCUGCAGUAAGCUUCAGAAUAGCAAGUUUCUUAGCAGAAAGCUAUUACAUACCAAAACUCUCCACAGACCUAUGUAUCUUUUUUUGCUUUAAAAACGAAACAGCUUAUUGGGGGUUUAUUCCAGAUACUUAUGCUCUGUAAUUAAUGAGAGGGUUUGUUUUAACUCUUAGCAUUCUGUUCUGUUCUGUUCUAUUCUAUACUUUAUUUAUUUAUGCCUGGUAGCAAAUUUACAGAAAGCAACAGGAGGGAUUUUUCAAAGUAGCUGAAUGUUGUUUCUAUGUAUGAAUGUGUGGAUAAAUGUUCUCUUGGCUAGUCCUUGUGUGAGUAAGCAGAAAUAAAUAUAUCUUUUUUUAUUUCUAUAUCGCAUAUGAUACUGAAAGGCUCUAAACAUGGGGUGAGGAACCUUUGGUCUGCCAAAUGUUGUUAUUUUUUUUAUUUUUUUUUAAAUAAUUUUUUUUUUUAAUUAAAGUUUUAAACAAAGAGAAAAGAAAAAACAACACACACAAAAAAACAAUACAAAAUUUAACAAUAAAAACACACAACAUAACAAUUUAAAACAAACUCUCUUUUACAUUCCCAAUUUUGAAUUACUUAUUUUCUGGACUUCCUCAUACCUCCCUCUUUUGUAUUCCAAUCUACAUUAUUUGUCCAGCAAUUUCUUUUCCACUUUUUUAAACCCAAUCUUUAAUUUAAUAAAAUAUUAAACUAUAUAACAUAAACAUAAUCCUUGUUCUUAAUGUCAUAUACCUUUAAAUUUUCCCAAUCUUAAUCUUUAAUCUUAAUCUAUCCUAGCUUUGACCUGUACAGCUGGAAACCACUUAUUUUCAAUCCAACAUCACUCUAACAUUCCUUAAUUUUGCAGUAUUUCUGAAGAUAGUCUUUGAAUUUCUUCCAAUCUUCCUCCAUCGACUCUUCUCCCUGGUCACGGAUUCUGCCAGUCAUUUCCGCCAAUUCCAUAUAGUCCAUAAGUUUCAUCUGCCAUUCCUCCAGCGUGGGAAGUUCUUGUGUCUUCCAAUACUUUGCGAUGAGUAUUCUUGCUGCUGUUGUUGCAUACAUAAAGAAAGUUCUAUCCUUUUUAACACCAUUUGGCCCACUAUGCCCAGGAGAAAGGCCUCUGGUUUCUUGGGAAAGGUAUACUUAAAUACCUUUUUUAAUUCAUUAUAUAUCAUUUCCCAGAAAACCUUAAUCUUUGGGCACGUCCACCAAAGGUGAAAAAUGUACCUUCAGUUUCUUUACAUUUCCAACAUUUGUUAUCGGGCAAGUGAUAAAUUUUCGCAAGCUUGACUGGGGUUAUGUACCACCUGUAUAUCAUUUUCAUAAUAUUCUCUCUUAAGGCAUUACAUGCCGUAAAUUUCAUACCAGUGGUCCAUAACUGUUCCCAGUCAGCAAACAUAAUGUUAUGUCCUACGUCCUGUGCCCAUUUAAUCAUAGCCGAUUUUACCGUUUCAUCUUGAGUAUUCCAUUUCAGCAGCAAGUUAUACAUUCUUGACAGAUUCUUAGUAUUGGGUUCUAACAAUUCUGUUUCUAAUUUCGAUUUUUCCACCUGGAAGCCAAUUUUCCUGUCUAAUUUAAAUGCCUCCAUUAUUUGAUAAUAAUGAAGCCAGUCUCGCACUUUGUUUUUUAAUUUUUCAAAACUCUGCAAUUUCAGUCUAUCUCCGUCUUGUUCCAAAAUUUCCCAAUAUUUCGGCCAUUUGACCUCCAUAUUGACCCUGGUCUGCCAAAUGUUGUUAAACCCCAAUAUCUAUCAGCCCCGGCCAGCGUGGUCAUUGGCCAAAGACGAUGGGAGUUGUAUUCCAGAAUGAUCUGGAGGGCAAAAGAUUUCCCAUCUGUAGUCUAAAUAAUUGACUAUACGUGUAAAACAUGUACAGUAAUGCUUAGGUCUUGCUCAGUAUCCAGGCUGUGAAAAUUGUUACAGCAUUUCCACAACAGAUAGAACAUUGAAAGCUGGUAUUUCCAUAUUUGAAAAUGAUGUGAUUAAUACAAAUUUUGAAAAUGGGACAUUUUUGCCUCUUACCACAGUGUUUUGUUUUAAUUGUUUCAUUAAGAAAUGUUAUAAACCACUUACUCAUAUAAUCCCUAAGUACAUAGAAUUAUCCUAACAAUUAAUACUAUAUAAGUAAGGGCUUAUAUCUGAAGUAGCACCAUGUUUCUUGUUAAUGCAAGGAUUUAGCCUUGGGUUAGAAUAAUAGCACAUACAGAGCAUAUUAGUCUUCUUUUGUUUUUUAAAGCAGGUUACAAACAUUGAUGUCUCUUGCAUAUUAUUAACUCCAGCUUGGUCCAAGAGGAGCAGGAUGAAAGGAAAAAUAUUCCUGGUUAUGGAAUCUGAGGCUUGGGGGGGCAGGGGGGUGUUGAUUAUUGACCAGAUACACUGACCACACUAUAUUGCAUGUUUUACAUAGUACAGCCAUGUUCCUUGUACCUGAUAUUAUUGUGGGAUUUUUCUCUUCCUCGUAUCAUUAAUGCAAUGAGGGGUAUUUUCUUUUCUUUUUUUAAACAACUAGCUAUUUCAAGCUUGUUAUUUCCUUGACCCUCAAGACCAGCUUGCUGUUGUUUGUUGAUGUGAUUUCUAUAGUUACACUGGCAGAAAUAUGCUGCCUUUCUCAUUUGGGCCCCUCAAUUCCAGAAAUAGCUAGAUAGAGCAAAGUGUUAAUAGCUGGCGACUCUAGACAUGAGUCAUAACCAUGGUGGCUGUGAUAGCAGUGGAAAGAUGGUAUUGAUAAGGCUCCAGAGUGUAUCUUUAAUCUUUAGGUGUCAGUUACCUAACCUCCUUGUUAGGUACUGGGAGAUAUCUGUGUCUUGGAGGAGACAGAGGCACAGGUAUGGUAAGACAAGGACUCACAUGACACCAGUAGGAGGAUCAGGUAAGCUGAGGUGGGUGGGAGAAAGCAGAAUCUAUACCAGAGGUGGAGGUAUGAAGAUAAGCCUCUGACCUGCUCUGAAAAUAUGCUAGCCUGCUUUCUCCAGAUUUUUACCUCUUAAGUCACUUUACGCUUGAAUGUGUCUACAAUUGCUAAAUGUAUGGCUGGUUUUGCAGAAAAGCCAGGGGGCCAUAUGCACUAUACAUUUAAAGCAGAAUUAAAUGACUUGAAACAGUCGUGACUUGCCCAGAGAGUUCUAGGAACCAUAGUUUGUUGAGGGUGAUUAGAGUUGUUAAGAGACCACCCCUCACAGAGCUACAAUUUCCAGAAUGGUUUAGCAGUGAGUCUUGUCUUCCCAGAGAGCUGUGGGAAUUGUAGCUCUGUGAGGGGAAUAGGGGUCUUUCAACACCCUUAACAAACUACAGCUCAGGACUCUUAAAUCUUAGAUUAACACCAUGGCCAUUUAAAGUGGUAUAAUGCUGCUUUAGGUAUAUAAUGCAUAUGGGGCUCAGAUUUGAACCACAAUAAAAUGACUGUGGAUAAACAACAGCUCUGCGGACUUUCCCUCAACUAUAAGUGGCCUUCUGGACCAAUUUCAAAAUGGCAAAAGCUUAUGAAGGAGCUAGGAUGUCACUGUGGACCUGUGAUUAACAUGCAUACAAUUUGACUUUACCUCAAAGAUCCUUUUUUUGCCAAUUGUUCAGUGAAAUAAGUACACCCCUCCCCAGCAAGCCGCCGUCUGAAAGUGGAUGACAGAUUUCAGUCUGCCUCAGCUGCCUAUUUGGAAAGCAUGCUGGCCUUGGGCAGGGGAAUUUUUUUUGUGAGGAUUAGGCUUUGAAGCUUUUCUUUUAAGAAGCAAAUUGUUGCUCAGAAAUCUGAGGUUUUAAUCCAGGGGACUUGUAUGCAUCUUUUGUUGUGGAAUGUCUGCAGGUAGAGAGGGUCUAAAUUAGAAUGCUGUGAGAAUUGUCUAUGAUAGGACAAAUUAUUGUGAGAACUUCAAAAUGAUGAUUGCUUUCUGUUUUGAAGAGGAUAGCACACGUGUGAGACCAAAAGACACUGUGUGUUUCUCGCUGGUUGCAGCUAGACUUGCGACACAUAAUUGCAAAAGGUCAUGUUGUCCAUAGAUUGCUGGUAGAUAGCAAUUGCAGAGAAGCUUAGUCAUCAUCACAUUGGUGUCAUCAAAGGCCAACUAAAUCAGAAUUGUUCACCACUGUUUGGAGUAACUUGGUUUCUUAUAUAAAGGUGAAUAAUACAAUGAAACCCCUCCCAAAGUACAUUUCAGUUUGAAAAAAAAUAUUAAUAGCAGGUAAGGUCGCAAAUAGAAAUUAUGAAGAUCAGGGUUAAUGUAUGGUCUUGUGGGCAGCAGCAUUGUAAUUUGCAAAUCUUGGUUCACAAAAGGGGACUGAAAAAAGGCCUGUUAACUGAAACAAGAGAGAGAGAAAAGUAAAGAGAAAUAUGAUGAUAUUUUGUUGCUGAGCUGUUUCUUCAUGGUUCCUGAUUAUUAGUAUUUCUAAACAAUUUUUGGGGGGGAAUAAAAUAUUGGUGUUUAUUUAUUUAUUUUAGUUGUUAUAGAAGUACUUUACCACCAUAUCCGAAAGUACCAGGGCAGUGCACACUGCUAAAACAUAACUAAAAAAAAAAAAGGUUUGCAAAUGCUACAAACAAAAUAUCCAACUUAAAAUACUCAAACAGACAAGAGGAGAAAAAAACCAAGAUAAUAAAAUAACCAUAUUAUUUUUAAAGGGUUUAAAAAGAAUGAAUAGUGUAAAAUAUAUUCCAUGGUGUACAAAACAUAUCAAGUAAUCACAAAUGUUGCCAAAUAAAAUCAUAUUUAGUAGGAAUGUGCCAACCAUGUGAUUGGUUUGGUCAUAUAAAUCACAAACAACCCCCAAACUCAAGCAAAGUCGGAGGGGUCUGCAUUGCCCUUGGCCCCUGGUAUCAGUUUUCAAAAAUGGCAAAAAAAUGACUUUUUAAAACAGUAAAUCCACAGAAUAACAAGAUACAUCAUUCUAUCCUUGAGAGAUCACUAAAUAAGAGGCAGCUAGCAGAUAGAGAAUUAAUUGUUGGCAAUUAAUAAAAAAAAUAAGAUGCUUGCCUCUGACUGGGCCCACUUCUCCACACCCCCUUCAUUACUGCCCAUUUGUUUGAUUUCUUUCUCUAGGCCAAACUGGUGCCCUUCAAAUAUUUUGGACUACAGUUUCCAUCAGUAUAGCCAAUUGUCAAGGAUGCUGGGAGUUGUACUCUAACAAAAUUGGGGGACCCCAGGUUGGAGAAGACAGAUAUAAACCAUACUGAACUUAGAUGGGCCUAAGAUAUAUGGCCUCUUCGGUGACUGUGAGUUGUCAUCAAUAUGAGUUAAUCUGAAUCAGGAUGUUGUGAAUUUGUAGUACAGCUCAAAUAAUAAUUAAAAAAAAAGCCUGCCCAAACACUUUAGUUAAAAAGUCACCUUGAUCCUGAAGGAGAAUUUCUUUUGUCGAAAUGGAGCAGCUUCAAUCUAGAGUUGUAGGUGGGCAUUUAGCUGCAUAAUUUGUAAUGUUCUUUUUAAAGAACUGAAACCUGCGCUAGCAGGCUCUGUUAAAUGCCACUAACUGCUUUAAAGGUUAAUGAUCCAAAUACUCUCUUGCGUUGUGCUCUUUACUCAGAAUACCUCUUUGUUUACUUCCUUUUUUCUGUUGAUUUAGUUAUACAAAACGAGCACUUGAUUUGCUAUUACUUGUUUAUAAAGCCUGUUCCUCUCUGAGGGCGGCUGCUGUGCUGGUUGCGUUGGUGUUGCUGUUUACCUCUGAUCUUACAAAGAACACUAGUGUAGCACCCUGUAUUAUUCAGUGAAGGAAUCCUCUGUUUUAUGGGUGGCACUGAAAAUGGGACUGCUGCAUUGAUAUGGUGGUAUUGUGGUGAAAUCACCAUGAGUUGGCUGUUUGGGUGUGGUGUUCCGUCUUGUGAGGACUUCUGCCUGUUUCUGACACAUGUCAAGUUCAGGGUUAAAAACCUCCUGGAAAAUCUUUUUGAGCUGUGAGCUGAGACUACACAGGGUUGUGAGUCAUUAUUUAACCUUCAUGGGAUCAAUCAUCAUGUACAGUCACCCGUUAUUUAGCACCCAGGGCCUUGAGCUCUGUGGGGAAGCCCCGCUGGUGGUUCUGACAUUUACAGAAUGCUGUGGGGAACAUGAGGCCCAGGGCACCCCUGAACCUUCCCCAGGCUACACCCUUUACUGGCCCUGCUUUGCACAGCAAACCAAUGGCAAAACGUGGUUUCAUUUCAUUUAUAGAGGGUUCUGAAAGGGUGCAGAAGUGCCCUAUGGCAGGUAAACUUGGAAUACCUCAAGCAACAGUGUGUGACUGUGCGUAAGUAAAAGUGACUUUGGGGAGAGGUAAGAAAGGAUAAUACAGAACAGUCCUUUUGGUUCAUUCAUAGAAUUCUAAUAUGUCAUAAUAACAAACUCUUUUGAAAAUAGCCUUCUCAGCUAGAUUGGAUAUGCAAAAUACUUAAAAGUGGUGAAAAAUAAAUACAUGUAAGCAACAGGAUGUAAAGGAAGCAUCUCUGCUUCUUUUUGUGUCCUGCAAAUCAUUCCUCGUGUUCACCUUUUUGUAAUUUUGUUUCUUACUAAAAUUCUUCCUUUCAAAAAUUAGUGUGCAUAUAUGUGAUUGUUCUUCUGAAGUAUUGAAGAUAGUGAUGCAACUUAGAGGACCAUCUACCAUGAGGAGGUCACUUUCACACUCACCACAAUGUAUCCCCAGUCACUGGAAGAGAUAUUAUCAUGGGCAUUCUUCAGCUGCAUAGAACAGUGACUUUUACCAUGUCUCAAGAGGAACUGGAAAUUGUGGCGUUAGCAUGGUUGGGAUAAAAUAUGCUCUACCACAUAGCCAUACAGGGGCUGUAGCAGGGGCUCCCAACCUUCUGGGGUCUGUGGGUACAUUUGGAAUUCCGAAAAAGUGAUGUGGGCACCGCCACAAAAUGGCUGCCGGUGGGAGCAGCCUUUCAUAAAGUUGCUGCCUUGUCCUCUUUCUCAGAAUCAAAAUAUUUCUCAGGAUCACCUCCAAAACAAUUUCCCCCCUCUCUCUGCAAGGAUCAACCCCAAACUCUCUCUCUUUCAGAAUCACCCUCUCCUAAACUCUUUGUCUGGAUCACACACAGACCCCCCCCCCCUGGCACAUAGGGCCUAUCUCCUCAGAUAAUGUAGCGUGGGCACUCAAACUAUAGCAUUUACAAAACACCCAUCAUGUACUAAAGUGGUGUCUGUAUCCACUGUCCAGUAGAGUUGUUUUUAAAAUGACAGUGAUGGUGCUCUUGGGAAGAAAUCAUUCUCAUGAUUUGUUCUCUUGUAUUCUCUUUUACCCUAUGUUUUUAAAAGAACAAUCUCUUUUAGGUCUGCUAGGAAACAGCCAAAAAAGAAUCCAAGAAAAAUGAUUUACAGUCUCUAAAUUCAGAACUUCAGUGUCAGACUGUGUACACACAGCCAAGGUUUCCCCCCUCCCAUAUCUUGGGUGAAUUACAAAAGUGGGCUGUAGUGGAGACCACCCCUUCCUUGCACAACUUUUAUCAGCAGGCUUCUCUUUUAUACAUUUUGCCCUCCUGCGGGCCACCUAAUGUUUCUUUCCAAUUAGUCACCCAACAAGUAGUUUCUCCUCUCAAAAGCAGGCCCAGCAGACACAGCUAUCUAUCAAGUCAGACCAGCCCUUGCUAACACAAUUGCAGGAAGUUAUUCCACGUCUCAGACAAUUCCCAUUUCUAUCUCUAGAAGAGCAAAAGGUCAGAAAACAGCAGGCAGUUGCUUUGCCAGCAAUAGCAACAUGGGCAGUUACACAGAACUCAACAGGGAGAGUAUGUGGUAAGCGACUCUCUGCCCUCCCUCUCCCUGUACCCCCUCCCAUCAACUUUCUCUUGCAUCAACAUGCCUUGAGUUCCAGCUUCCGUGUGCAGCAAAAACGCAAUUCACACUAGGUUUCAGAAUUGGAUUAUUUCAAGGGGUUUCAAAGUUAGGGAUGGGUGGCCCAGGCAGUUGCCCAGAAUACUGAGCUGGGAGUGGGUUUCAGAACAUAAAAGGGACCAGUCAGUUAAUAGUCCUGUUUUCCAUUCAGAUAUCUCUGGAAAGACCGCAAGCAAUCAUGACCUCUUCCAUCUUUGCUUCUCAGAAAAUGGCAUUCAGUGACAUAUUGCCUCUAAAAAAUCACCAUCCAUGAUGAGCAUAGGUAGGGAAUCCUUACACAGUGAGCCAUAAAACUCAGAUUCACCAGCUUUCCUUUCCUUUCCUUUUUUAAAGAGUAUUUUAAAUAUUUCUAGCAUUUGUAGAACCUGAGAUAUGAGGCAAAAUGCACAGGCACUAUUUAUUUCAAUUUUUUGUGUGAGAAGCUACCCUGGUCCCCUCCUCUCAGUGGUUUACUGUGCCUGCCCACCCACAAAAAUUCCUGCAGACUCUUGUGCUCUGGGCUUCCGCAUAAUCAUUGUUGCUUAUAGCUGUUGAUAGUCUUAUCCUCAGUGAAUUUAGAGUGUCUGCCUUAGGCUAUCUACUAAUCAGCUAAAGUAAAUAUACAAACAAUUGAUUUUCUCUUAUAAUGCUGGCACCACUGACCAGCAUGACCCAUGUUGCGAUGACAUUCACUGUCAUUAUUUCCAGGAAAAAUUAAAACAUAAAUGUCUGCUCAACAAACGGUACACAUCUGAGUGGUUUGGGCCAGCUCUGCAUCUGAAGAUUUUUUUUGCCUUGUAGGAUACAUCAGUCAAUCAGCAUGACAAAACUAGGAAGGUGAUCACCCCACCAGUUGCUCAGUUUAUCUUUGAUACCAGUCUUUGCCAAUCUGAUAUGCACCAGAUGUUUUCGACUGCACCUGCAGCCAGCUCCAACCAGCAGUUCAGUGUGACUUACUUCUGAGUGGUCAUGUACACAAUUGUUCUGUAAAUCUGUUAAUCAUUCAAGUUGCCAUAAGAUUAUCUGAUGGUUUUGGCCCAAAGAGACUAGUAUAUCUAAAGAGACUAUCAUGACCUCUCUAGAAUGAAUGAGAGAACUGUUUUGGGACAUUAUCAAGCAAAUAGAAAAAUAGGUUGACAUGCCUUUGGAGACAUAGCUAGGCUUAUGCUCAUUGAGGUUAUUGUUUAAUGAUUAAUUAUGGAAUUCACUGUUGAUGAUGAUAAAAGUUGACUGCGUCGUCACCCCCAAUGUCAUUGAAAUCCAGAUGGGCAUGUGGGAUGCACAUUAUUGUCUUGCCAAAAUGCUUUAAACAUCUUCCCCCUGCUGGAUAGCUCUGCGUUCUGCUUAGGUUAGAGGAAAAAUUUAGAGGUCAGUGGUGAGAAUAACAACCCUUUUUCAUGUCCAGACUUUGCUGAAAGGUAUGGUAUGAUCAUUUUUAAUAUGGUGAUUUUAUACUUGCCUGGUGGUAGGGAGUGGAAGGAUUUGUUUUUCUUCCUGUAAGUUUUUGUUUAAUUUGUACUUUCCUCUAAACAACAUCAGAGAUAGCCAUAACAAGACAACAAAAUAUUCACCUUUGUGCUGAAACUGAGGCAUCAACUCCCACUGAUUUACUUAACUCUCACUACCGCUGAAACUAAAUGGGAUUCCAGAGUGCUUAAUUUUACUUUGUACCAUUAUUUAUUUAUUUAUUUAUUUUAUUUAUACCUUGCCUUUCUAGGAUAGCUUUUAGGACAAGCCAUCGAGGAGAACAUUUUGUUGACUGCAAUAUAGAGAAGUAAUUUUAUUUGUAGGGGCAAUUAUGUUGUUCUCUUGUGGAUGCAUUUGUGGUAUUCAUGCUAUUGUUGCAGCUACCAUUGAAAACAAAGUAGAUAUUGACUUGAAGAGGCACUUUGGAGAGUUUUUUGGUUUCGUAAUGUUCAGAAUCUGAUUGCCAUUUUAAACACUAAGAAGAAAUUUGAGAAUUAUAGGUCAGGUUGACUUUUAAGGCAUCCAGCAUUUCUAUUUCAGUGGAAAUAUGGGCAGCUCUCUCCCCAAAACAAGAACAGGAUGUGAUGGGGGAGCCCCACACCAAGACAGGUCUGGGAGGGUAGGACAGGAGGAACCUGUGCCUUCUAAGCUAGCUUAAUGCCCUCAGGUGUAGUGGGCUUUGUCUCAUUACCAUUGUGGAAUCUUGCUUGUGCUCACCAUACAUUCAAAGCUCUGUGAUACCACUUCAAAUAAUCAUGGUCUGGCUUCCCUCAAAGAAUUCUGGGAGCUCUAGCUCAGUGAGGUGUAUAGGGGUCUUCUAACAACCCUUUGUACUCUUAAUGAAAUACAGCUCACAUAAUUCUUUUGGGGGAAGCUGUGGCUGUUUAAAGUGGAAUCAAAGUGCUUUAAGUGCAUGGUACAGUAUUAAUGUGGCCCAAGUCAGCUUAGGUUUUCUCCAUGGAGUAGGGGAAGCUGGCACCAUAUUGUCUUGCACCUGGGCCGGUCCAGCAACCAGAUGUGUUCACAAGGGCAGCUGUGGUCAUUUCUUUGGUGGAUGAUUCAGUGUGGCAAAGGGCAGUUGGAAAUAGUUACUUCCAUCAGCUCCCACCAAAGUUCUUCCAUGCUUUUCUGCAUCUCAGUUCAUUAUUGUGUGGCGAAGAUAAACUGCUGAAGUAAGUCAGCUCUUUGUACAUUAUCCAUUAACAGAUUUUGAGGGUUCAUUCAAAUAACUAUCCAGUCCAACUGCAUGCUAUUUCAUCUCUCUUACUCUGCAGCUCAGUAAUGAAAUUCUCACUUGCGUAUCAGUUUAUAUUUUGCUGGUGCUGGAGCCUGAGUGGCAGAGGUUCUUCAGUAGUGCUCAACAAUAGGUACCACUUAAUGAAGCAGCCCAAAGAAACUGAAUGCUGAUGUGCUGCUUCUCAUGCAAAACAGCAAGACUUUGCGGGGCACCCCAGUGAAACAAAGAACACUCACAUCUAUGGAAUUCCACACGUGGCAUAUAUUUUUCACAAAAGAGUAAGCUAUUUCACACAGACAUUUUGUCUGAGCGCGCGUGCGUGCACACACACACACACACACACACACGUGUGUGUUGGUGAGUGCAACGGGUGGGGAGAGAGAUUCCCAUAUUGGAAAAAAAAAUAAAAUGCCUAUCACAGAUGGACAAUCACAUUGUAUGUAGGGAGUUGGACAGUGUAUAUACAGUGGUACCCUGGGUUACAAAUGCUUUGAGUUACAAACUCCGCUAACCCGGAAGUAGUACCUCGGGUUGAGGACUUUGACCCAGGAUGAGAACGGAAAUCGCACGGUGGCAGCAGGAGGCCCCAUUAGCAAAAGUGUGCCUCAGGUUAAGAAUGGUUUCGGGUUAAGAACGGACCUCCAGAACAAAUUAAAUUCAUAACCCAAAGUACCAUUGUAUAUCCGUUGAAUUCUGUUUUUAUCGAUUUAGGGUUGCAUCCAACUCAGAGUAGACUCAUUGAAAUUAGCGGAUGUAAGCAAGUUAAGUUCCUUGCUAUCAGGGGUAUACCCUGAGUAUGGCCAGUGGUGGAUAUCAUAUCACCCUAAGUAAUUUAGAUUGUAACUCAUAAUGAGCACAGAAUCAUUUUUUAAAAAUGAAUAUACAGCACAAUGAACCAUUUACACAGAUGGUUUGUGGCCCAGAUAUGUUUUUGUUUUUUUAAUGUUCUGUCUGCUCUGUUAUAGACCUAUUUGUUUUAGCAUUACAGUGGUACCUCGGGUUAAGUACUUAAUUUGUUCCGGAGGUCCGUUCUUAAUCUGAAACUGUUCUUAACCUGAAGCACCACUUUAGCUAAUGGGGCCUCCUGCUGCUGCCGCGCUGCCGGAGCACGAUUUCUGUUCUCAUCCUGAAGCAAAGUUCUUAACCUGAAGCACUAUUUCUGGGUUAGCGGAGUCAGUAACCUGAAGCGUAUGUAACCCGAGGUACCACUGUACUUGAUUUAAAGCAUUUGUUGGCAUUACAUGUAUGGAUCUACAAGGGCUGCUUUGCCCUGAAAUAAUAGUUAUUAGUGUCCAAGUAAUAAUAAUACACCUGUAUCUCAGAGGCACACCCACCAGUGCAGGAGGUAUAAAUGCAGAUGAAACAAUAGAAGGGUGAUCCCUUUAGAGACAAGUCAGAAUGUACUUCACAGUUUAUUGAAAGUGAGAGUGAGACAGAGAGAGAAAGAGAUCCAGCAUCGCUAAUUGAUGACAAAACAAAUCAAAGUGACAGAAUCCUUCAGGCGCUAUAAAAAAGACCAUCCAGUUAUUUCCAACUCAAACACAGUAAUAAAGGGGGUGGUCUCUUUUGCAUUGUUCAAAAUAGUAGAAAUGCAUGAAUAUCCCACCCCCCAAGAGGAUACUUGGUUGCAUAAAAUUUGUGUGUUUGUUUCUGAAUUUGCAUUUUUACAUAUACAUUGUUAUUAUAAUUUAAGUAGAAAUGUAAUAUAUCUCACUAUAGUGGGGAAACUGACCUUUGUGCUCAUUCAGUCUGCUGUCCCGGUGCAAACUUUUGAUGGGUAAAUUUAAGGCCCCACCUGCUGUCCGCCUUUGUGGUUCUUGGUCUUUAAACUACUUGGUCCAUCAAAUACAAAACUGCUUUAAAUAUCCUCUUACUACAAUCCUUAAAAUUAGAGGAUUGGCCUCUGAAAAGUAGACUAUUAUCAAAGCAGUUUACAGCAAUAAAACAUACAACUGUACAAUAAUACCAUAUUAAAAAGUUAAAAACAGACAACAAUUAACCAUUGAGGAAGGAUGUAUUCUUGAUUGCCUGCAUAGGCCUGGUGGAAUAGAAAAGCUUUCAACAGGCAUUCAAAAGUUUGCACAGAAGGUGCUUGCUGAAUUGCUGUUGGCAGAGUAUUCCACAGGACUGGGCCAAUGGCACUAAAGUUUCUCAUUGUUGUCAAAUGAGCCUCACCAACAUAGGAAACGACCAGUGGAAGCCCCCUGCAGAUGAUCUUGGUGAUUGAGCUGAAAUGGUACUAUGAACCUGAGUUGUUCAGGGCUUUGUAAAUUCAUACAAGAACCUUGAGUCUUGCUUGGUAGUAUUGGAUUCCGAACUCGCAGUUUCCCUGACCGAUUGGAUUUUCUGAUGGGGCUGAUGGGAGUUGGAGUCUGUCAGACUUGAAGGGCCGUAAGUUCCCUAUUCCUGUCAACACAGAAAUGUUCAGAUGGAUUUGUUUACAAGCAGCCACUCCAUAGGAGGCGAAAAGGUGACUUAACUUGUGCCAAUCACACAUUCUCUAAUUAGCACCCAUAGAGCAGAAUUUAGAGGAUCCUGGGAGGAAGGAGAUGGCGUGGAAAACCCAUUUAGUGUUUGAGGAGGAGUUCCUUGAGCUUCAUUAAGAUAACAGUUCUACCGUUAUUCUUUUUUAAGAACAGUAUUUUGGGGGUGACUCUUGCAGACAGCCUCUUUGCCCAAUUUCCUGUUUAUGUUCCUUUUAGAUCCGUGCUUUACCCUCAUGUGAGAUUAGACAGUUUAAGAUGGGCUGUAUAACUGUUGGCUGUUUUCCCCUGACAGUUUGCUCAGUUAAGAAGACAAAACAGCAAAGAAAGAGAGACUUGCAGGUAUAGAGCGGCAUACAAAUUUAAUAAAUAAUAAUAGAAAAAGUACCCUGUUUGCUUAGAAUGUUGCAAGAGAUAGCCAGAAUGAAGUAAAACCAGUUAGCCAAAGGGAUAUGCCACCUGCAUUGCUUCUCAACCUCUUAGUAUCAAUGCAACCAACAUCUGUGUUUAUGAUCACACAUAAACUGCAAGAAAAGGGAUUAGUUGACAUAAACUGUUUUGUUUUUGCAAAAGUAUGUGUGGGGGUUCCGUUUGGAAUCUUUCCAUAAAAGCUAUUAGUUUAAUAAACCUUCUCAAUACUUUUCAAAAAAUUAACUGAAGCUGCAGUUAUUUUGGUGUUGGCUAUGUGCAUUUGUACUUAGCACACCUGGGAUGAGAUACAUGUUUAGCCAGUCUGAUAUAGUAGUUAAGCCCAGUAAUGUGGAAGAUUUUGAACUGGGAACUUUUCAUAGGGUAAUUUUCUUGGGAAAUAGCCUGAUGCCCUGGAACGUGAUCUGAUUUAGCGUGUUAUUUUACUUGGAUCUGGUAAAACUAAAAACUGUGAAACCGGCAUCUUUGCCUAAUACUGUAUUUGCAAUUGCAAUUCAUUUAUUGUUUCUAGAGAACUUGCAAAACAGAAACAUUUCUGUGGGACAAUUAAGCUCCCAUAUUUUUUUCACAUGAAUAUUACUCCCAACCCUCUGGAGCAGAUUUGGAGGGAACAUUGGUGGUUACCAGGGCAAAGAGAGUUUGUAGAAGCAGAAGCCUGCUGCGCAAGUGGGCAGCAACCUGUCCUUCAGCGUGUAUGGGCAGACAUUCACAACUAAUUCAAGACUUAAUUGUGUUGGUUGUUGGUAAACUUCUGGGCCCCAUAAAUUAAAAGUGCUCAUUCUAAUCCUUAAAGCCAACAGCCUAGAACCAACAUAGCUCUUACAGCAGAGGUGUUGAGCCUGUGUCCUCCUUAUGUUACUAGUCUCCUAUUCCCAUGAUCUCCAGAUAACAUGGCCAGUGGUCAAGAAUUAUCAGAGCUGUAGUCCAGCAACAUCUGGAGGACCACAGGAUCCCUUCCUCUUUUUUAGAGCAGUGGCUCCCAAUUAGCUGAGUACUGCAGCGAGGAGGAGCAGAAUUAUGUGCCCUGGUCUCGACCCGCUGCUGAACUUGCAUGUUUAACUUGAUGCUUUGUCCAUUGGGGCUUCCUAUAGCUUGUGGAUGUGGGUGGUGCUCUGGUCUAAACCUCAGAGCCUAGGGCUUGCCGAUCAGAAGGUCGGUGGUUCGAAUCCCUGCAACGGGGUGAGCUCCCGUUGCUCAGUCCCUGCUCCUGCCAACCUAGCAGUUCGAAAGCACAAGUAGUUAAAUAGGUACCGCUCUGGCAAGAAGGUAAACGGUGUUUCUGUGCGCUGCUCUGGUUCGCCAGAAGCGGCUUAGUCAUGCUGGCCACAUGACCCGGAAGCUGUACACCGGCUCCCUCGGCCAAUAAAGCGAGAUGAGCGCCGCUGGACCUCAUGGUCAGGGGUCCCUUUACCUUUAUAGCUUGUGGAAGGGGCUCCCUUUUGCUAGGUUGUUCUAAAUUUAUAUGCUUGGCUAGCUGCUCCCAGACAUUGUUUAAGCCAAUGAGGUCAGGGGCUGUGGCUCAAAACACCUGAUAGCAGGAAUUUGAAAAGGAAGAAGGAGCUAUGUCAGUUAGCACCCUGGGAAUAAGAAGUGAACAAUGCUGAUAAAGUUUCAAAGCCAUUCCUGAUGAUGGUGGUUUAUUUAGUUAUUCUCGCUGUUCAAAGGACUUCAAAUCAGAUUAUUUUGUUGUAAUCUUUAUUUACUUAUUUAUUUAUUCACUUACUCAUUCAUUCAAAAGUGUUCCUUGGCUGCUCUUCAACGAAAAUUAUUCCAAGAAGGUAGUGUGCGAAGGUGUGAAUAAUACUAUUCACGCAACAUAUAAACAUGAUAUAGAAAACAACAGGUAAGCUUCACAACAUCCAGACUAAAACAGGGGGGGAAACAACAACAGAGGAGCAAAAUACCAACCCAAGUAUCAUCUAAAAUACAAUGGGCAAGCAGGAAGACUUUAACUUGGGUCCAGAAAGGGUUGCAUUGUGCUCCAUAUGCCUCUUUCGGGGGAUCCACAUAGGGCAAAAGUUUCCUGCAUUGCAGGGGGCUGGACAAGAUGAUCCUUGUGGUCCCUUCCAACUCUAAAGUUGCAGCAGCCUUCCAGGGUUUCAGGAAGGGGACAUUGUCAGGCCUACAUGGAGAUACUGAUGAUAGAACCUGGGACCUAUCGGUAUCGGCAGUAGUGAUUAAGAUGGAACAAUGGAGUGACCCUUUAUGUGUGUGUUCCUAUGUAAUUUAGUUAUUAUUGCCCCCAUAUUGCAAACAGGGAUAGGAAGGCACUGCUGAGCCAGGACUCCCAGUGGGUUCAUAGCAGUGUGUCCUUUAGCUACUACAUGCCUGAGGUAAGGUGGAAUGCAUGAUCCCACAAGAUGCACAGAAGACUCUGGAUGCAGUUAUUUGGAUCCUGACAUUGUUAAUCCCCUUUCCAUAGAAGCUGAACUAUCCUGUGUCACAAUUGUGCUUCAAUAUUUCUUUUCUCAUGUACAACAGCAAGUGAGACCACAUUUUUCUAGGUUGUAUAACUGAAAUAAAUUUAUCAGUUCUUGAUCAAUAUGGGAUACCAUAUUUAUUUAGGGGAACACAAAGAUUUGUUACAAACACCGGGAGAUAAAACAGGGUGGGAAUUGUGAUCUGGAUAAAGACAAUGAUUUAAAAAGGGUAGGGAACUCUUUUAAGACCAUACAUGGGUUUCCAGGAUCAAGCAAACCUUCCAGUGGUUCAUGUGGCCAAAGUAAAAGUGGGCAGAGCAACAGGUGUAAAUGUUACCUUUGUACAGUAGGCUAGUUUCUACACACAUCCAUCCAGAGUUAUUGUCAGAGUUCACCGACAUUCCAGCUAGACCAAAAUACUCAAGGCGGUUAUAAAGCAGGAGCAAUAAGGGGUAUGACCUGUGGAAGUUGCUGAGGGCCAGUCAGAGAGACCUGAUGGGCCACAUUAAGGUCCCAGGUGCAAGGCUUCCUGAUUUAAGAAAUACCUUGUUCUCAUGCUGUUUUCUGUAUAAGUCAUAUUUACAGGCUCAAAAAAUAUGCCUUUUGUUAUUUGAUCAUUCCAGCAUCCUAUUUUCCCCAGUAAUAAGCCAUAUCUAUUUAUCUAACCAAUAGAUUAACUGCUUCAUAUAAAGAUAAACUCUGAGUAGUUUACACAGUAAAAUCCAUGAAAUCCACAAAACUAAAAUACAAAGAUUAAAUACAUAACUGUCCCUAUCACAGUAGACAGCAGAAUCAAAAUACUGAAACAGAAUACUAAGCAGCACAGUCUAAAAAUUAACAGCCAGGAAAUGCCUGAAUAAACAAGCAAAAAGGCACCUAAAAUAGGCUGAUGCUUCUCAGAGAGUGCAGGGGGAGGGUGUACCAGAGGGUUGGUGCCAGUGCGGAAAAGGCCUACAUCCGCAUUGUACCUAGAUGGGUGGUGGGUACCACUCUUAGACUUCCUAGCUGUUUUCUGCUGCACCUGGAGAACAGCAGCCUGUUGGAACCAGAAGAUUUGGCCAGCUAGCCUCACCCAUGAAGAGCAAGAACUCUGCCAUUGCUGUAGCUGUUUUCCAAGGAGAAGCCUAUUUAUUUGGAGGCUGCUGUUGACUGUUGUUUGCUGCAAGUGUGGAGAUUGGGCGAUAUCUUGAGGGCAGGGGCACUCACCUUAGGCAAUUGUCUGUGAAUGGGCUUGCUCUUAGGUCAGAGAAUGGAGAAGCUGGGAAUCAGGAGGUGGGAGAUGUGAGUUAACUUGUCUUCUACGUGAGAGGUGGAGUGCUGAGGAUCUAUAUCUAUGUUGAAACCAUUUGUGCAACAAUGUGUAUCCAGUGUCACUGAUUUUCCCAUUUAAUAUAAUUUUGAUUGAGCUAUCACACUUUCCUUGCAUCUUUUAUCUGUAUAAAUGUGCUGUUCUCCUUCAGCGUUAGAAAUUUGCCAGGUGCAUUUUGCUUCUGGCUACCAGCCACUUGCAAUCAAAUGAAGAUGCCUAGGUGCCAGGAUGGCAUCUCCACCAUCUGGAUGUGCAUGCAUGGAGCUCCUUCGAUCUUGACUGUUUUCACACAUUAGCAACACAUCCUGUAGAAUUCUAUCCGUAAUAUUUUAUCAGCACAAUCAGAAUGAAUUUCAGGAACCAAAAGGUCUUAUUGAAAAAUACAACUUUCAAGCUGUCUGGCCCCUAAAUGGCAAUUGCGUCGACAUUGCGUUUUGGCAACUGUUACUCUGGUUAAAGGAGCCAUUUGGCACAUAGCACUGUUCACUACUAUGGGGACCUUUGAACAAAAAAGCCAUAAAUCACUAAGCCAUACAUUGUUUUAUGUAACAAUCUGUCAGCUGCUGCAUGCCCAACAGGGCACCCUCCAAUUAUUGUAAAGGUAGACUGGGUCUGUACAGAUGAAGGUAGUCUAUCCGGUAUCAUGGUUGUUCAGGGCUUUACACGUUAAUAAUGGAACCUUGAAUAUGGCUCAGUAGCUCAUAGGCAGGAGAUGCAGUGCUUUUGGGAAGCUUUCAUGUAGGGCAUGAAAGCAAUAGCCUUUUCCCAUUAUCGGUAUUCACAUGUUACAUUCAAUGGGUGUUAAGUCUGUGUAUCUGUGCACACAAAUUGUUGAGCUGUACAAAUCAACAAAGGGCCACUCUUUCACAGAAACACUCGUACCUGUGUAGAGAUGAUUUGCUCAGAAAGCUUAUCAUUAGUCCCCAGCCCAGAGGUUGCAUUCAAACAUAGUGACUAGAAGCUGUUGAUAAACUUAUCUAACAAUCUGUCUGAAUAGCAGCAAAUUCCUUAAAUGAACUGCAUGAUAUAUGUAAAAGUCAUUCCUGUUGUUUGCCUUGAAUCCCCUGCCAAUCAGGAAGAGUGGAAGGAAGGCCUUUCCUCACACAUUGUCCUAGCUCCAAGGCAUUGGUGCUACUUGUGAAUUGACCUAUUGCAGCAGUGGCUAACCCUUUCCGGGCUGAGUGCCACACUAAUCCCUGGUAACCCCUUUGGCAGCCACAUGUCAAAAUGGUUAUGGAGUAAAAGUGGAUGCGGUCCUUUUUUCUUUUUAAGGGACACAUUUUCAGGUUCUGCAGGGGGUGGUGGGUGGCAGGCAGCAAUCACAAUCCCAUCCCUGCCCUAGUGAGGACUACAUAUGCUCACUGGGUGCAGAAUGACUGGCAAAGUGGGGAAUGGGAAGAGAAUGGAAUGGAGGAAGCAAAGCUGACUGACUUGGAACAGCAAAGAGGAGUAGGUGACUUCAACGUUUUGUUGCCAGUCCCACUAGUAUUUUAAAAUCAUAAUCAGUUCAUUAAGCAAAUCCAUCAGUGUUUUUAAUAUGUGUGGUUAUGCAUAUGUACACACACACACACACACACACACACACACGUGUUUCCUUAACUGUCGCAGCCUGAAGUGUUGUUUUUCUCUCUCUUGCAAAUAGUCCUUUCAAAAAACAAAAACUCCACAGCUUUCAAACCUAUUUGACUUAGAUAUGCUCAAAGGAAUCCAUUCGCCUGACAGCAAAUUUGCAAGUUUAUUAAAUAGCAGCAAUGACUCAUCCACUUGCAGCUGUUCCUGGGAGCGUAAAUAUACAUAGACACUAUAGAUUAGGGUGUGCAAUUUGGGAUGGGAGCGUGGUUUUGGGGAAACAGAUUUCUUUCGGCUCUGAUUUUAUUCUGAGCAUGUGGCAUUUUCACUUCUUCUCCCCACCCACAGAUGAAUGCUAUCUUUUCCUUUUGUGUGUGCGCAAGGAGAAAUGGGAGCUUCCCUGCUGUUUUUGAAAAUUUCGGCCUCUGUAUGCUUUUCUAUAAAACAUUCAUCAUAUAACUAGAAUAAGACAGUUUCAGGCCAAUGCUCUUUGCUAGUAAUGGAUGGGUGUCAGUUGAGUGGGAAAGAGGGAGGUGUUUUCCCCAGUGAUACUUUUUAAUGCCAGAGAAAGAGAAGAUUUUUAUACCUCAUGAAAAAUAAAUUGAUGAAGGUUGGAUCCAGCCAUGCUUACAGUAGACCCAUCGAAACAUGACUAACUUCAUGAUCCCAGGAUGUGGUCUGGAGGCACAUGAGGCUUCCACCUUGAUGAAGGUCAGCAGGCCUUGAUCUGGUCAAUACCUGGAUGGAUGACCACCUGGGAAACACAUGUACGCCAAGUGGUCAUAGCAGUGAAUGUUUUGCUUUCAUAUACAGUAGUGUGGUUUCUACAUACAUCCCUCUCAAUCCUCCAUUUAGGCAUGCAAGAGUCAUUACCAGAGUGCAACGACACUUUUCAGCCAGGCAAAAAUAUUCUAGGAGGGUAUGACCCAAGGAGAGUCCCAAGGGCCAGGAAGAGAGGCCUAGUGGGCAAGGUUUCCCACCCCAGCUAUAGAACUUGAACUCUGGGUUUUUUUGUGCCCUUUAGCAAAAUCCUGUUCCUUGUGGGCAUCUUCAUCCUAAAAGUUUUGUGCUCUAGAAUCUUAAAACUUGGGGUAAGCUGAGCGACUUCUAAUUAUUAUUAUUUUAAUAGGCCAACACAUCUGUUACUUUUAAAUAUGGUGUAAUUUUCAGCCUUGUUCUUUUUCAAUCAUUUGUCUGAAAUGUUAAGAAGCCCCAACUCUACCCCAAGUACCCCACAUCCUGUCAACAAUAAGCCUUUCAGAAAAACAAAAUGAAAAAACUACUCAUGCCUUUUCUAGGCAUUUUAAAAUAGGCAUCCUUGGAUGCUGAAGCUGUCAGAGGUUAGACUGUGUUUCCAAGGCCAGGUAUGAAUGUGUUAAAAGACCAUUCACAAUGCCACAUGUACAAGAUUCCUUGUGAAAGUCAGUCGCUGUGUUUGUUCAUCUUGAGAUUCCUGCAUUGCAGGAGGUUGGACUAGAUGCCCAUUGGGGUUCCUUAGAACUCUACAAUUCUAUGAUAACAUGAUAACCCAGAGUUGCUGUUUAUCCUGGUUCAUUGUGUUGUCUGAUUGCUUCUCCACAGCACAAAGAGCAGAAUAAACAUGCUCACUUUUCAUUGGAUACCAGGAUUUGAUACCCAUGCUUCCUUCCACUAUAAGCAGAGGAGAGGGGCAAGGAGCUUCUCUUUAUUAACAAGUGUGGCAGUGGCUAAUGCAGGUUCCUUUCCCCCACUGAUUUGCGGCCAGGGUGCCUGCACCAUCUUGUGAACCUAUCUCCCUUUCUGCUCCUUUAGCUUUAAUAGCCAUUGUGUGUUAUACUUUGCCCUCCAAUGGCAUUCAUUUUGUGACUGGUGUGCUCCCAAUCCAGCUUUUCCAAAUUCGAAAUGUGCCCAAUGGCCCCCAAAGGUUGGCAGCCCCAUCCUCACAACUGAUCCUUAUUCAGUGGAUGCAGAGGUUGAAAGCUGUGAGAGCAUUUGGUGGUUUUAGUCAGAACUCUGUUAUUUGGCUAAUGGUAGAUGGCCCCAUAAAUGAAAAAUGUGGGGAUGAUAAGCAUAAAAAAGAUAUCUGGUUACACCCUGGGCAUUGGACCAGGAAUAAAAUCACUGGUGCUUUUGCAAUGGAUUUCUUCAUUUAUGAAGGAUGGAUGCAAAUUAAUAUAGAUUUAUGGAGACUCUUCAGCCAGGGUGCAAUCAUUUUGUGGAAGGCUACUCUCUCAAGCUAAUAAAAGCAAGCGUCAGAAAGCAUAUAAACAUAAAGUGUGUACCAGAGCCUCUAAGCAAUUAGGAGCUUGUUUCCAGGAAUCCAAAAAUAAAUGCGAUGCUUCUCCUCCCAGACAGCUAAAGAAAGCUUAGAUUGAUAUGCCUAUUUGGGCUGCUUUGACAAUAAUUCACCCUUAUUUUUUGGAAAGAAAGAAGACAUUUAGGGCAAAACAGUCUAGGUCUCUCCCCCUACUUGCACUGAAGAUAAAAUUUGAAAUUUUCCAUUUGCCCAGUGGAUUCCAUUGUGCUGAUGCCAAUCAGAUUAAUCAAAUCUCUCCCAAUUCCUCUUUGUUAUUCACAUCUCUUACUUGUCAAGGACUCCUGAAGGGUUACAUAUAGUGGCUUCAUUCUGUUGUUCAAAACACUGGUCAGUUGCUAACCAUGUUUUCAUGAAGGGUAAGGCUAUCAGUUACUAGUUUUUCUCCCUUUCUCAUAAUGUGAGAACUUUGGGCCAUCCAGUGAAGCUGAAUGGUGGAAGAUUCAGAACAGACAAUAAAGCUUCUUCACAUAACACAUAGUUAAACUGGAAUUCACUAGUGAUUGCCACCAACUUGUUUGACUUUAAAAAGAGAAGUAGACAAAUUCAUGGAGGAUAGGCUAUGCAUGGCUACUAGCCACAAUGGCUAUGUUCUGUCUCCACUGUCAGAGGCAGUAUACCUCUAAAGACCAGUUGUUGGGUAGCACAAGAUGCAAGACUGCAGUUGUAUUCAGGUUUUGCUUGCAGGCUUCCCAUAGACAUCUGGUUGGCACUGAACAUGACUAUGAAUUUGAGGGACCAUCAGGGCUAUCCUUAAUGUUCUUAUUAAACUGAACAUUAUUUAAAAAUAAAAAAAUAAUUUUGCAAUAACUUAGAUUUAUUCAUAUUUUUACCUGCCCUUUACCACUAAAUUCAGAUCAGCUGUUGUAGCAGAUAGUUGGCAAUCACAGAAGGCAAACAGUUGUACUGGAGUAGAUCUUUUCUCAUUUUUUUAAUUUCAUGGAGGGUUGGUUUUUUCCCUUUUUCUAAUGUGGAAGAAUAUCAAAAGUGGCAUAGGCUGCCCCUCAGUGUGAAGUGGUAUAGUCUGUGCAACCACCUCCUCAACCAAGCAAUUCCUUUCUGCUGCGCAUGUGGAGGCCUAGUCCAAGAUGACGAUACAUAUAAGACAAAACAUAUAAACAUAACAGACACAGGUCUGCUGUUGGUGCUUUUAAUGGCAGUAGCUGGCAUUAGGCCCUGAAACGGCAUUGGGGGGGGGGGGGAGAAGGUGAUCUUCAUCCCACUAAAUUCAAUACCCCUUCAUGGUGUGGCAGUGGGAGAGCUGCCCCCUCACCUAGAGUCUGACAUUUCACAGCCCAUUUUGAUGCCUCAUUCUGGAAGUAGAGACUUUGAAAAGGGAGGAGGGUGAACUAAAUUUCACUUGACCUUCCCACUUCAAAAUGUGCCUUGAAAGAUUUGAUGGUAGGAAUAAUAUAACUGUAUCUGCUUGCGUGUGUACCUCAUAAAUUACAUUUAUUCACCAGCUGGAUCUAUGGGACUUCUUACUAAGACAAAACGAUUACAGAAGAAAAUCCAUUUUGAGGUGGUAAUAGCAGGCUUCUGCUCCCGUCAUUUACUGCAAAAGCACCAUUAGAGCACAUUAUGAAUUUAGUAAUCUCUUUGACUGACAGGGUGGGGAGUAGCAGGAACUUGAAGCCUGAUCAUUACUUUGCUUAGUUUCACACCUACCCCUUUUCGCUUUCUUUCUCUCCCCCCCCCUUUCUAGAUACAAUUUAUUUUAUGAUAACCAAAAACCAAAAACAUACACAUCACAAUCAAAAAUUUAAACCAUAAAUCUUAAUUGACUUCCCCCCACUCCCCCUCCUAGUUCCAUUAUUUUAUACUUAUUCAUGCACGUCCAUAAAAUAGUAUAUUCUUAACAGUCCAGUUUUAAAAACCUUAUUCAUCUUGUUACAAGUGCCUUUUAGAAGUUCAACUAAUGUAGAAGCCUAUACACAAAGCUUGCAAAGUAUGCAUUUCCCCUUUUAAAAAAAUCAAUGUCCUUUUUCUUUCUUGGGUUUCAAAUUAUCUAAUAUGUCCUGCAUAGUUCACUAAUUUGUUUUGCCAAUCUUCUUUAUCUUCUUUGGCGGUGGCUUCUUCCUUCUAUAGGGAUGGGCUGGUCUUGGUCUGGCGUCCACUCUCAGAUGCAGGGACAGAGUCUUUCACUCAAUAAAUCCAUUAAGUCCUGUACCUUUCAAAAUCAUAGCAUCUGUUGUUUUUUUUAACAAAAAUCAUUUUCAGCAUUCUCUUCAAAUCUUUAUAUGUCACUUCCCAGGCCUUCUUAAUAACUUCACAUUGCCACCACAUAUAGUAGCCUCUCAUACCUUUUGCCCUCCCUUCCUGUUUUGUCUCCAUCACAGUCAAAGCCUCCCAAAUCAAUUCACAUGAGGUGCCAUUUUUGUCGUGGACCACCCUUACUUUCCCUUGCAUUUUCCUUGAACCUCCCACCACAACCUUUCCUACCUCGGUGGUUUGUACAUUCACCUGUUUAAAUUGUCCCAUAGCCUCUGAAAGUAAAUUAGUAUUUUCCCGAAUUUGAGAAGCUGCCUUAUCAACAUUUUCCUUUAUCUGAUCGAACAGUUCUCUUUUAAAUUCCAAAAGCAAAUCGUAUAAUUCAUAUUUUAUGUUCUCUUGUCUUACGGCCCUGCUGGUUUGUUUCAACAUUGAGAUUUUUUCUUCUGCCAUUUCUAAUUUGGGAUGAAGGGGAGCCAAUUCUCUCCCCGUUUCCCAGCUUCCUCUCUAAGAUUAAAUUCCAAAACAAAAAGUCCUUUCCCACCAAGGAAGGUGUUAUUAUGGCUUUAUCAGUACUUUAUUAGGACAUUUCACUAGACUCAGUAGAGAAAACCAUUACUUCCAGCCUCUUUCCUACCUCCCUUCCACUUUACUCACAAAACCAGAUUUUAACGAUUAUAUAUUCCCAUCAAAAUGAUUUUUAAUUACCAAUAUGCAUAAAACUAUAAUAUUAAUGUUAUUUUAAAGUCUAAUUUAGUUCAGUAUUAGCAAUGAAUAUUAUAGUCCUCUUUUUUAAUCAUGAUUUUAAACCAGCUGUUACCUUUUAAUAAAAUAAGUCCACAAUUAUAAUUCCAUUAGGUUAGAUGUCUUCAACACUCUGAAAGAUCAAAAAUUUCUUUCCUAAAAGUAGCGUAGAUUCAGAGAGUCAGUCCAAUCUUUCUUCCAGAGAGGAAAUUUGUAGUAUUCUUCCAUUAAAUAACAUUGCAAUCCUUCUCCUGUUUGACCUCCAUUUUCACUCAAGUUCAAUCACAACAUAGGAUAGAUUCAGGUUCAAAUUGAAUUCAAGUCAAUUUUGAUGUUUUAAAAAUUCUUGAGAUUAGUAUAAAUGAAAGCUGUGUGGAAUCUUUUAAUCCUUAUUGUUCAUUAGUUAACUUAUCUCCCAAAGUAAACUUCAUCAACACUUCACUUGUAUAUAUUUUGUGCUCAUAGCACCAGGAACGGGAGCGGACUUCCUUUUAACACUCCCUUUUUUUGCCGAAUCAAUCAAAUUAAACAGUCCUCACCUUUGCAGUCGGCUUCAAUAUGCUGGAAUGGUAACCGCUUGUGGCUGGAUCAGAGGCUUUGCCUCACAGAGCUGCGGUGGUGCCUAGUUCACCAGCACUUUCUUUUUUCCCCUUUCCCUUUCCUUUCCUUUUCCUUUUUCUUUUUUUCAAAUACUUUAUUGAAAUUCAUAUAUAACAUAGAUAAUGUACACAUGCUUGAAUGAACAAAAAUAUAAACAGAACCGUAUAAACAAAAACCAUAUACAAAUAAUCUUCUAUAUGUUUACGGAAAUUAAACUUAGCUUAGAUUUAUGCUGUUUCUCUCCCCGCCCCCCUUUUCUUAUCUUUUUACUAACAUAAAAUAAAUGAGACUAGACGUCCUAUCAUUUCCUGGUGCGUCAUCUUUCUGAUGAUGAAUGUACCUAUCAUUAUUAGCUUACUCAUUCUAUAUUCUCUAAUACAUUCUUACAACAAUUUGUCUUAUUUCUUAUGGGUUACUUUAGACGAGGGUCAAUCGAAUGCUUCCAUAGACAUUAUACCACAGUUAUAAUUUUGUAGAUACCUCUUAUAUUUAUUCCAUUUUUGAACAAACACUUGUCUUUUAUUACCGCUCAAACUGUUGGGCAAUUGCGUCAUUUCUGCAAUUCCUGCAAUUCCUGUAAUUUACAUUGCCAAUCCGAUAAUGUUGGAACAUUUUCCUCUUUCCAGUUCAUUGCUACCAGUGUUCGAGCUGUGGCCGUGGCAUAUAGGAAAGUUUACCUUAAAUUUUUCGGAAUGUCAUUGCCUAAAAUGCCCAAAAUGCCUCUGGCUUUUUAAAGAAAUGUUAGCCCAAAGAUUUUUGCCUCAUGGAGCUGCGAUAGUGCCUAGUUCACCGUCGCUUUCACUCGGCUCCCCACCACCACUCUCCGCACCCCGAGAAGGACCCCGAGAUACCCUAGUACUCCUCUUGGAGUUUUUGGGGGAAGUGCUCUUCCCAGAGGCUCCGUGAGGCCGAAUCUGACAGAGCUGUCAUAUCCGCGGUUGGUCUGCCAUGUUGCGGGAACCCAGAAGUGCCCUUUUUCACUUUCACCCUUUUCUUCACCAGACCCCUGAAAAGUGAUCUGAAGGCAAGCACCAAGAUUUUGACAGGUUCUUCAACCCACCCAAGGAUGAAAUGGGGCUGUGUGCACAAUGGCUGCAUUCACAUCACAGUUUAUUCUGUUUUGAUUAACCCAAACUGUUAAAUUCCACAUCAUAUUUUAGCCUUCAAAUGAUGUAAAAGCCACUUCCGGGCAUUUUGCACAGGUUUUGCAUUCAUUUCCGUAUUUUCUUGCAAACAAAUUUUUUUUCUGGAUGCAGAUAACCCAGUAAUUCCUGUACAGUAUAGGGAAGUUUUUAAUGUGCAAUGUUUUACUGUGGUUUUAUAAUUUACCAGAAGUCGCCCAGAGUGGCUGAGGCACCCCAGUCAGAUUGGCUGCAUAUAAGUUGUUGUUGCCGUUGUCAUCACAAAGCUUGCAGUAUAUUCUACUGUAGUUCCAGAAGUGACUUGCUGCAUCAAUGCUGCCUGCUGCAAGGUAGCCAACAUAGGACCAAGGCCACUCAUAUUGGGGGGGGGGCAAAUUAGAGGGAGCUUUUGCUGAGAGCUUCAUCAAACCUGGAGUUGGCUCUGUUCUGGGUUGUCCAUAGUCCACCCUCUCCUGUGGUGAAGUUGAAGCACCCUUUCCAAAUGUUUGGCCCAUCACAGAGAACUUUGGGUUGAUGAGAGAGAUGAUGCUCAUUUGGGCUGGGCACAGCCCACAAAAGACAUAUCUCUCCCCUCUGUCUGAAAAUCAUGGUUCUCUUUGCUUGAUGAUCCCAUACUAACCUCUGGACCAUGGCACAUAACAGCCAUUUCCCGAAAUCCCGUGACCUGAAGAGACUAUUCAGCUGCCCAGACUUUGUUAGCUCAGAGAUUGAAAGAAAACAUAGUCCCUACCAAGGAAGAAUGGUAGAUAAAACUGAUGGACUGUGCUGAAAUGGCAAAACUGACUGGAAGAAUUAGGAAUCAGGAAGAUUUAAAUUUUAAUAAGGAAUGGGGAAAGUACACAGUGUAUUUGAAAAACUACUGUAAACACGUAAAAUCAUUAGUAGGACUAAUAUGACACUUGUAGCUAAAAGUUGAAUUAUGGAUUAGUUAAAGAUUUGAUAAAAUUGGAGUAACAGACGCGAUGCAGGAGAAAAUAUUGGCAUAAGGAUCCACAAAAGAGGAGGAAGGAAGUCAAAGGGGAUUUAUUGAUUAUAUCGUAAUUGUUUUCUUUGUUGUUGUUUGUAAACCUGGAAAUCCAAAAAUAAAAUUAAACCAAACAAAACAAGCCUUUUCAAUUGUUAGCAUAUGCUAUAUGUGAUAGGAACCUGCAUAUUUACAGUUUGCACACAUUCCUGAGGUAGGGUUACCAGACAUCCCUGGUUCCUGGGGACUGUCCCUGGACAAAUUCCUUCCCCAGAAUGUCCCCAGAUUUGCAAAUCUAUUGCUCGGAAACAUGGCAGCGGCAGCCUCAGCUGCCCAGAGCCAGCCUGGUAGCGCAGUUGGCUCUGGCUGGCUUCAGGAGCUGCUCGCUUCCAUGACACCCGCCAUUUUUCCUCUCCAGAAGUCCCCAUAUGAUGUGUCUUGUGCGGAGAGGAAAAAUCAGUUCUGUGUGGAUACCUAUUUUGACAUCUGGAGGUCUUAUAUUAACUUAAGAUGGACAAUACUGGUGGUUAGUGUAUCAUUAAUGAGAGUUGAUAGGAGUAUUAUCAUUAUUAUUCACAUGUUCCUUUUUUCUUUCAUUCCAUCUUUGUUUUUAUUUAUAACUAAAAAGAAAUUUCUGAUGCAGCCUGAAUCUUUUCUGAUGUAAAUGAUGCAAAUUAUGCUCAUCUGUAUAGGGGGGAAAUUCCAGAACAUUUUCCUAUUUAAAUUAUUUUGGCAGACACACAUUGCCACCAACAAUCCUUCUCGCUAUUUUUUUCUCAGGCUUGGCGAAAGCGCUGGUUCGUGUUGCGCCAGGGCCGAAUGAGCGGAAACCCUGAUGUCCUGGAGUAUUACCGAAACAGCCAUUCCAAAAAACCCAUCCGGGUGAUCGACCUGAAUGAAUGUGAGGUGGUGAAGCACUCGGGCUCGAGCUUCAUCAAGAAAGAAUUCCAAAACAACUUUGUCUUCAUUGUGAAAACGACUUACCGCACCUUCUACCUGGUGGCCAAAUCGGAGGAGGAAAUGCAGGCUUGGAUGCACCACAUCACCCAAAUCUGCAACUUCGGACAUUUGGAAGAUGGAACAGGUAGGAAUGGAAAGACGGAUCAAACUCAUGCAAAAGUGGUUCAUUCACUGUUAAUAUCUUAAAUGGAUCACAGCUUGGUUGGAGAAAGUCUCUGACCAUGUGGAAGCAUUUUGCAUACCUAUGAAGGGGGUAUUCCUCCCCACCUCUCAAGUUUUUUGAAUCUUGUAUUUUGGAACAUGUUUGUAAAAGUUUCCCUGACCAAAACCACUUUUAAAUAUAUCUGCUUUUUUUCUGAAUUGUAGAGAAGCAAGCACCAAAAUAUUGAAAGAGGCUUUCGCAACCUGGGGUCCUCCAAAUAUUUUGAACUACAAAUCCCAUCAGCCCCAGUUCAAAACCUCUGAAAGGCACCAGUUUUGGGGGAGAACUCCCUUUAAAGAGGCAGGUUUUCCAGUCACAAUUCUCCAAGAGAUUUGCAGCGUGCACUUUCAUUUUUAUGCCGUAUGCCUGGGAAUGAAUCAUCUUGCAGAUGGCUUGUUGAUUACGAGAAAUGUUUCAGUGUCCCUUAAAAGAAAAAAAGGGGAAACUAAAAGCCAGUUUUCUGAUGUUAUCACUGGAACAUACCAAAUCUAUAUACCACUUUAAUUUGCUUUUAGACUUUGAGGACGCAGCUUAACGUCAGAUGCAUUUAGCCCAGUGUAUUUAUUGAUUGAGGGGAUGGGUUGCUAGAAUCCUCAGCUUAUAUUAUCAGCCAACAUAGCUGUAGCUCAGUAUAUUUGCAUGGCAAAAGAAUUGCUGAGUAGCAGGCAUGCCACAGGGCAGAGAUGGGGAACCCUCUGAAUAUUUGCAGGACUACAAUUCCCAUCAGGCUUGACCAUUGGCAGUACUGGCUAAGCUGAUGGGAGCUGAAGUCUAACAACCUUUUUGGAGGAUCACAGUAUCCCCAUCUGUGCCUUAAGAAGCACUGGAACAUAUGAAACUGCCUCAUACUAUGUCGGACCAAUGGUCCAUGUGGCUCAGUAUUGUCUACAUUGAUAAUCAGUGGUUCAGGAUUUCCGACGGGGACUCUCCCAGCCCUACCUGGAGAUGCUGAGAAUUGAACCAGGGACUUUAUACAUGCAAAGCAGAGUUACAGCCAUUCCCACUGUGGUUGCAGGUAUAACUGGCUGAUAUUGGGGAAGGGGCUCCUUUAAGUACUUUAGUCCCAAGCCAUGCAGGACCUUGUGUACUAGUGCUAAUACCUUGAAUUGGGCCUGGUAGUUCAGCCAGUGCAGUGCUCUGAGUGACACAUGGUUUCAUUGGGCUGUCCCACUUACCAACCUGGCAGCUACAUUUUACACUAGCUGCAGUCUCUGGGUGGUAUUAAAGGGCAGCUUCACAUACAGUUCAUUACAGUAGUCCAGGCAGGAUGGACCAGAGGUUUAUAAGUCUGGUAGCUUCCUAUGCAUAAAAACAGAGGUACUUCAAGGGUCUCCAGUAUAUACAUCAUGUACUCUCCUAUCUUGCUCUGUAGUCAUAUGUGCAAGCUUCAGUGAUUUUUCUUUUCCCAAUUAGUGCUUCAGCUUAUCAAAUAAAGCUUUAUUCUGAUGGUGAAAGCAGACUGCUGCCUUGAUUGCCGAGCAGGGAGCAGGAGGAAGAGAAGGGGGAGGGGGGAGAAUGAGAACAUAGAAUCUCUUUGCUCCCUCCAUAGAAAACGGACAUACAUAAUUUAUGGUCCGCAGAUGCUGCCAUGUGCCUUUAAUGGACCUCAAUUUUAUUACUAGGCUCUUAGGAAAAUGUGCAGAAGGCCACCGGCUUCUGUCCUUGGAGCCUGGCUUCAGAUGUCGGCACAGCCCAAAGGGACUCUUUCGUAUUCUCACUUGCUCUCCCUGCAAAGAGCAUUUGCUAAUGGGCUGGAGAGAGUACUCAGAGGAAUUAGUGCUUGCCAGUUCUGAGCCUUGGAGAUCAACUUUCUGCCCCUUUAUUCCGUGUGACUUUUGCUGUCUGUUUCUCAGAGACAUUGUGCAUUUGCUGUGGAUUAGCUGCAUGUAAGCUAGCCAUGUUAAUUAAUUUCAGUGGGACUACUCUUGAGUAGGACUAACAUUGGCUGUAGCCCAUGGCUCCCAAGGAAUGAACAGGAGCCCCUAAAUAUGGCCUGUAGAGGGUCGGGGGGAUCAGAAUCCACCCUGCUGACAAGAUCCUGAUCCUCUUCCCUUGGGUAUAAUAUUUGUUGGGAGGGGGAAUCUUUCAGACUCUGAUACUUUAAUUACUCUAUGUGCUUCUUUCCUGCUCCUUAGCGGCCCUCAAAGCAGCUUAUAGUCAACAAAAUACAAAACUGGAAACUGGAAAACAGCAAAUAUCCAUAAACAAACCCAGCAACCAGAGUACAAAAAGCAAACAUGGUCAUUAAAUUAUUCGGAGGAGAAACGUGUAAUAUAAUUGGAAAAGGUGUUGUCUUAAUAUUUAGUAAUCUUGUGUGGCACCAGAGAACUAGUUUGUUAUCAAAAGCAAGGAAGUGAAGGAGACAGAGGACGGAAAGUGUUUGUGAGCCCACAUUGCUCAGACCAUGGUUUCAAGGUUGUGAUUUCUGAACAAGGUACUUCCUCCUUGGGUACGUCCAUGUUGACAGUUCAACUUGCUGCAAGACUUGGCCUCACCUCUGUCUCCAAAGUAUCUAGCACUUACUCCACCAGCAAGUCAUAGGCUCUCAAAGAGGAACUCCUUUGCCACUCAUUUGAAAAGUGGGUUUGCUUGCACAUCAUUAAGCAGUGCAGCCCCUUAAGCCUUCGAUACCCAACGUGCUGCCUCAAUACUUUGUGGGACUACAACUCCCGUUAUUUCUGACCAUUAGCAAUGCUGGCUGGGGCUGAUGCAAGUUGGAAGUCCGACAGCAUCUGGAGGGCUGUGUGUUACCUUAAACUGUUCAUGUCAAAAUUUAAUUACGGACAGGUGUAAGAAUCUUUGAGAUUCCUAAUGAAAUCACUGUAAACUCACCUCAGGGAUGGAUGAUCAGUGGUAAAGCAUCUGCUUCACAUGCAGAAGGUCCCAGUGUCUUUCUCCUUCCCCGGAAUGUUGACCUUAGAGACUGGAUGCAUUUGCUAGUAGAAGCUUUUAAAAAGCAGGCAAGCAAGCAAACAAACAAACAAACCCAACUCUCUCAUAAUUUGAGUGCUCAUUUGCAUAUAAUACCCCUUCCAGAAUACAUUCAAAACACUUGCCCCAGAUGUACAUAAAGCCGAGACCAAACUUCCAGCCCAUUAGCUGAUCCCUGCUAGAUGAGCUUGUUCCUUUCUUCAGAUGGCCUCUCUCCCUUUACAGCCAUCACUGAUUUUCCUUCCCUGCUUCUGGUGGGUUGUCUGCCUUUUUUGUCUUUUUAAAUAUCUAUGUUCACGAUCGUAUGGGUGCUGUUUUUAUCUUUAUCUAAAUAUAAAUUUAAGGCUGUCAUCACACAGCCACCAUUGGAGGAUUUGGAGUGCCACAUCACAGGGUAGGGGAUGUGGGGGGCGGGAGAGAGCCAGCUUUUAAAAUGGCAAUUUUAAACAACAGCAGUUUGGAUGAAAGAAGGAUGGAGACACACAGAGGAGUUGCGAUGGGAUGGGGAGUUUGAAAGAGCUGUGAGGGUUUUGGGUGAGGUGUAAAGGGGCAGGAUGGGGAAUUGGCAAGAGGGUUGAGGGGUGGGGUUGGGUUGGUGAGCAAUGUAAGCUGGGGGCAGCCCCUGUUGAUUAUAUACUUGAAGAAUCAUAUAUCACCAGUUUUAAUUUUCAUUUAUUUGUUUAUUCCAAGAACAACAGCAGACUGUGCAAGUGGUUAGGGAUAGGGAGAACAUCCUGAAUGAGGGGGUGCCACAUUGGGGAAGGCGGGCUUUGGCUAUGGAAUGUUAAGGCAAGGGGUUUGUUGAAGGGAGGUGAAAGAGGGGAGGUGGGUAGAGAGGAUUUGCUGGCUCGGAAUGGUUUGGGAAGAUAACUACUUCUCAUUGCAUUAAUCCCAGACUCCAGUUUGCUGUGAUUUUGUAUACAUUGGUCCUCAGAUAAGCAUAGCCAUUUUCAGUGUCAGCUUCUGCAAAUGUGCUCAGACCAUUUGCAGAAAAUUGAAUGGUCUGAAUACAAGUACUGUAAAAUAACUGUCUCUCUCUCACACACACUCUACUCAGCACCAUACUGUCCAGGUGUUUUGGACUACAACUCCUAUCAUCACCUGCCAUCACAACUGAUGGGAGUCGUAGUCCAAAACACCCGAAGGGUGCCAGGUUGGGAAAGGAUGUUUUCUACCUAUUUCCCUGGGAGAUGCAAAAUGGCUUACAAUAAAUUAUGCAAAUCGAGGGAUUCUUGUUUCUUCCCUUCAGUGGGCAGCUUCAUUUGCCUGAGUCUGAGUUCUCUCCAGAGAUAUGGAUUCUAGCCUUGCCAGUUUUAUCUGAAUGUCACUGAGGUUUAUCUUCAAGGAUCACACAGCCCAUUAGAAACCCUAUCACUAUUAACAAGGGCUCCAGGACAGUUGGAGCAGAUGGAUGAAAUCCAUCUUACCUCCGGCACUCCCCAAACGGGCCAGCGCCAGAAGAGAGAGCACAGUUUGGAGAGAUUUUAAUUGAUGUGCUGCCCCCUCCCUCCAGUAAUUGCAAAAAGAGCUCACAAUGCACAAAACGCCCGGCAAUGAUAUGUCAUUCAGAAGACAUAUUGCAUCGUGCUCCCUGCUUCCCUGAGCAGUGUGAUUUUCCAAGGGUGGUGCUUUGGGUUUCCUUUCAAUGAAAGAUCAUUGGAGAUUUAAUGAUUUGUUAUUACUAUUUUGGUUUACUUACUAGUUCCCAUGUUGGAGCAUGGGAGCGCAGUGACAGGCAGCAUUGCACUCUGAAAAGCAGCAAAUCCACUCCCCCCACACCAGACCUCCCCCCUCACACACAGAAAGGUAGCCUAAACCCCCUUUCCCCUUCACUUUACCCUCUCUGCCCCCAGUAAUCAGAUAACAACCUUGAUCCCUUUGAAGAUGCUAUUCUAUCAGCCGGUUGGGAAGCACGAUGAGCCUAUUUAUUUAUAUAUAAACAUAUAUACAUAUUGCAAUCAAGCAGUGCAUCAAUUCCAUGAAAUAAAAUAAAUAAAUGCCUCCCCUCCCUGUUACCAAUUUAGAGAAUGCCUGACCCCUCGCUGCUCUGGUAUCCUUAUUGGGUCCACCCCCCCACCCCCAAAAUAUGGUGUCUGAUUGGCUGAGCCUGCCGUCACUUUCACCCUGGGGUGGAAAUAAUUCAGUUUAAAAUGGUGAACAGUUGCAGCCUUGGGGACAGUGAGCAGCACUUCACUUCCUGGCAUGGGCGUAGCCAAAGGGGGGCAGUGGGGGCAGCUGUCCCCCUCUAGACCAAGUAAAACAAUAGAAAUACUUAACUAACUGACCAAUGACAUCAGUUCUGCCCCCCCCCAACAAAAGUCCUGGCUACGCCCAUGCUUCCUGGUGCAGGACCAUUUGGUGCUGCCAGCUCCCUAGCCUCUGGCUGCUUGGGGAGGAGGGCACCCAGGCUCUUUGGGUAAGGUGGGUACCUAGGCCUUCUAGUCUGGCUCUAACUGCACCAGUUUCUGGUGGUAUGAGUUCUUGUCCCCAAAUAUUUGACCUUUUAUGCCAGAUUUGGCCUGGGACAUGUGCAGGAAGAUUGAUUUUGCAAAAUAGAGGCCAUUUUAUCCAGUGGGUCAUUAAUUACACCGUAAUAUAGUCUGCAAAUUCUUUUACAUACUUGUUCAAAUCCCACUUUAAGGUGCAGUGAGGACUUCCAACACUUUCUAGUUAAGCUGAUUCUGCAAGAAUGGCAGUGCCAUUGCCAGACAAGAAGGCACUUCCGGAGGACACAACACCCAUCUCCCUUUAGCAGUAACCCUGAUAGUUUAGAAUAUUGAUCUUGCAGCCUUUUUGGAAGCAUCAUUGCUGGCAGCAGCACUGCCCAUUUCUAUGCAUCAGAUGAACUCUGUAUCUGAAAAGCUGUUUGUGUUCCUAAUUGGUCCAUGACUCAUUUAACAGUAAGAUUUAAGUGGCUUUUCUAAAAUGUGUAGGCUUUCAUUGUAGACAUAAUGUAAAUGCAUGCAUGAGUUUUCCUUUGCUUUAAUCAAUAAGCGUGCACUUGAGUGUGUGGCUGUUUAUAGAAAUAGAUGUAGAUCUUGCAAAGGCUUUAGAAUGACACCUUGCCGGGUAGUAAAUACACAAAAGUGGUAUCCCAAGAACAGAUCAAUCUUGAUGGAACUGCUUGGCUGUAGAACAAAAAUGCUGCCAUCUGCUGGUCUUGUGGAGAUUUUGCAACUUGAACAAAUAUUUUGUUCCCCUGCCCCUUUUAUGGAAGAUAGGAAGAUGCCUUGUAGUGAGUCAGACCAUUGAUCCAUCUACCUUAGUAUUGUCUACACUGACUGGCAGCAGCUAUCCAGGGUUUCAGUCAGGGAGUCUUUCCCAGCCCUUCCUGGACAUGCUGGCAAUUGAAGCUGGAAUCUUCUGCAUGCAAAGCAGGUGUUCUGUCACUGAGUAGUGGUCCCUCCCCAUGAGUUGAUACCAGUCCAGUCUGGCUCUCCGUUUUUUGUUUUCUGUACCCCUCCAUCCUGCCCCAUCCCUCUUUUAACUUGCAAAUUCCACUUAUCCACACAGAGGCUGGGAGGGGCUGGCUUGUCUUACCGCCUCUGUGUUUCUCAGGUGGUUUGAAAAGGACCAUGCAGAACACCUGUCUGGGGGAAGUGUUUGGCUGUACAUUUUGUAGACUACAGUUUGUCUUCCCACAGUAUAAACACUUUGCUUCUUGGAAAUGUUGCGUUAGAUAAUAUCUUGGCCUCGUUUCCCAGAUACUGUUUAUGGGUUAGGGAAGCUGAGCUUCUCUUUAAUGUAAACACUUGGUGGCUAUCCAUAAUGGAAAAAUGUGACUUUAAAUAUCAAUAAUUGUUGUUGUUGUUGUUGUUGUUGUUGUCAAGAUUGGGUUGCAUACUGCUGUUUAAGCCGUGGCGGUGGUAUGGCCAUAUUAGGUGCUUGGUGGGGGCUGUCUCAAUAUAUUCUUACCACCCUCCGCACAGGUUGGGGAAGCAGCCUUUUUAUAACUUUUUUAAAGUUGUUAGAAUAAUACAUAGUGCAAAAAAUACACAGUGUGAAAUAUUAUUUUAUUUGUGAAUUGCCUUUUACAUAUAUGUCUCCAGGCAAUCUACAUGCAUCUUGAAAUUAUUUAGAAAUUAAAUAAUCAGUCAAUCAGAAUAAUAAGAAAGCAAAAAUAGUUUUUGAAGCAGUGCUUAAACCCCCCCCCUCAAAAAACCCCUCUGAAGCUAAGUUUAAAUACCAUACAAAAAGACACCCAGCAUUUUCAUCCAGCUGGAAAAGCCUGUCGAAACCAAAAUGUCUCCAGUUGUUUUAGGAAAAUGCAGAUAAUGGCUGUCUGUUGUAUCUCAAAAGGGAUGCUGUUCCACAGAAUAGAGGCAACCACAUUGAAAGCCCUUCCUUAAGUAGGCUUCUGAUAUUUGGGGGACUUUAAGGAGUCCUGCAGAAUGCUACCCAAGUGGAUAGCCAUGUUAUCCUUUAACACCAGCCUGAAAUAGUAUAGCUGGCUUAUCUUCCUUUUUUUUUCUGUAUCUUUUUGGCAUUAAUAAAAUCCCCAUCAGCUCAAAGUUCAUUUCAUUAACACAGUCAUUCAGGAAACAUAAUAGAGCUCUCAGUGAUAAUAACGAACACCCCAAACCUAGUAUUCUCCAAGGCCCAUCUUUCUCUCCCACCCCACUCCCCCAAAAUGUGUUGAAAUUCUGCAUGGGUCUCCAAAUGCUGCAACUGUAUGAGUCCAUUGGUUGAUUAUAAAUACAGCUGUGUGAUACACACACACACACACACACACACACACACUGCUUGAUUGUAAAAGAAAAACCCUUUAAAAACUCAAAAUGAUUUAUGUAAAGAAGAAAAGAAUAACAUUAUCAGUAAAAAACUGUUUGAAAAAGCUAUUGAAAACAUUCCAUUUUACCCAUGUUGUGAACACGUCCCUUAAAUUAAGUUUUCUUUUAAGUUGAGAUUAUUUAUAACCUCAUUUUAAAUGUUGGCCCUGAAGAAAACAACAGAAACCCAGGUAUACACCAGUACUGAUUGUUUCAGUCCAAUUUGGCCACAGCACAUAGGCUUUCUUCCAGUGCUGACCUCAUCUUCCUCAGUACUGUAGAUUUACUCUUUGUUCCAACAACCCUGGACGGACAGAAGGUAAACAAUGAAGAAAUUAGUAUAGGCCACAAAUCCUUCACUGCACUCCUUGGAAAGAAUCAAGCCCCUUACAGGAUCAAGGCCAAACUGACUUCCUGACAAGCACCGUCAACUUAUAACCUUUUCUUUCCUUUGUCACAGAUUCCGGAGACAGCCUCUCCCACACCACCACUUCCCCGCAACCUUCGCCAGCCGCCUCUGCCCACGCCUUGAGGGUUGCAGACCCUUCCCUUUUGGCCGACCAGGCUGCUGCGGAUGCUUCUGCUGCAGAGGAGACAGCAAGCGAGUCAGAGUCUGUCUUCCUUCCUGACUAUCUGUUCUUAUCGAACUGUGAGACCGGAAAACUCAGUCAUGUCAGGUAUCACCAUAACUCUCUCUGAUACAACCUUCCUCCAACCUUGUGGCCUUCCAGAUGUUGCUCAAGUGCAACUCCCAUUAGCAACCGUGUCCUGGCUGGGGCUGCUGCGAGUUGUGGUCCAGAACAUCUGGAGGCCAGUGGGGAAGGUUGAGUGCCUUUCAGUUUUGGGGGGCAAAACAGGGUUAUUCCCAAAGUAAGUUUGGGUCCAAGGGGAAGAAGUACAUAGCUUACAUAGAAGUAUGUAAGCUCAUAAAUUGUGGUCAUAUGUACACCUUAUAUUUAAAGCUCUAUGGUGCCACUUUAAACAGUCACAACCUCCCCCAAAGAAUUCUGGGAGCUGUAGUUCAUUAAGAGUGCUGAGAUCCCUAUUCCCCUCACAGAGCUACAGCUCCCAAAAUUCUUUGAGGGAAGCCAUGAUUGUGUUAUCAUAGUGCUUUGAUUGUAUGAUGGGAAUGCCACCUAGGUUGGUGGCUGAAGUAAGAUUCAGCCAUGGCAAUGACACAGAGCCCUCCACACCUGAGGGCAUAAAGCUAGCUUAGGAGGCACAGGGUAAGCUAUGUGGCACAUAGCUCUGCCUGCUCUCAGCAUCUGAGGCCUUAGGUAGCUGCCUCCCUUUGCAUCGUAGGGCCAGCUCUGUCAAGUUGAUGUUAAUAUUUCUCCACAUGGUUGCAUUGCUUAGUAUUUUUCAGAAUGUUUUUCAUAGGCCGAUGGGCCAGACCCAUUGUACGUGCGGUUCUUCCUACAUUUUAGUAAGGGUGCAGGAAAUCCAGGGCUGCAUACACACCAUGCACUUCAAGCUCAUUCUGCUUCCCUAGAAAAGAUUCAUAGGAAGUGUAGUUCACUCCUCACAGGGCUACAAUUCCCAGCACCUUUAAAAAGCUACAGGUACCAGGAUUUUGUGGUGAGGGGAGUAAUGUGAUUUAAAUGCAUGGAUAUACACAGCCUAGAUAGCCUCUUCUGCUUCUAUAAUUCUAGGAAAUGGUCUUAUACCAAGUCAGAGCAUUGGACCAUGUAACUCAAUACUUUCAACAUGGCUGGCAAUGGCUCUUAAGGUUUGCAGUCAGUCUUGCCCAAUCCCUACUUGGGUAUGCCAGUGGUGGGCAUGGCCAGAGGCAAAAGUGGGAGUGGCCAACACUGAAGCAAGCAAUAGAUGUGACUUUGUACAACACACGCACGCGCAACAUACACAUCUCUCCAUCCAGGCAUGGGAAGGCAUCUCAGAGGACAUAUUCCAACCAGUAAAAGUGCUCAAGAAGUGUGUAGGGGGGUGUGAGAAUCCUAGGAACCAGCUAAAAGUGCCUGUAAUGCCCCAUUUCUUCUCUUACUUGUCACCUAGGUUGGUGGUUGAAGUAAAAUUCCACAAUGGCAAUGAGACAGAGCCCUCUACACCUGAGGGCAUUAAGCUAGCUUAGGAGGCACAGGUUCCUUAUUCCAGUUGUAAAUUUUCCCAAAAGAAAGAACAGUCCUACCCUUCCGGCUCCCCCAUCACAUUCUGUUCUUGCUUUGGUGGGGAGAGAGCUACCCGUGUUUCCACUGAAAGAAAAAUGCAGGAAGCCUUAAAAGUCAACCUGACCUAUAAUCCCCAAAUUUCUUCUUUGUGCUUAAAACGGCAAUCAGAUGCUGAAUAUUUUUGAAACCGUAAAAACCCUCCAGAGUGCCUCUUCAAGUCAAUAUCUACUUUGUUUUCAACGAUGGCUAUAACAAAACAUGAGUACCACAAACGCAUCCACAAGAGAACAACAUAAUUGCCCCUACAAAUAAAAUUACUCCUCUAUAUUGUAGUCAACAAAAUGUUCUCCUUGAUGGCUUGUCCUAAAAGCUUUCCUGGAAAGGCAAGGUAGAAAUGAAUAGAAUGGGGGGGGGGGAUAAUUUAGGACACAAAGCAAAAUUAAGCACUCUGGAAUCACAAUUAUUUCAAUGGUGGUGAGAGUUAAGUAAAUCAGUGAGAGUCGAUGCCUCAGUUUUAGCACAAAGGCUAAGACAAAACUAAGUAUUUUGUUGUCCUUUAACUCUGAUACUGUUUAGAGGAAAGUAAAAAUUAAACAAAAACUUGUGGGAUGAAAAGCAAAUCCUUCCACUCCCCACCAGGCAAGUAUGAAAUCACCAUAUUAAAAAUGUUCAUACAAUGUUUUUCAGCAAAUUCUGGAAAUGAAAUAGGGUUGUUAUUCUCACAAUUGACCUCAUAUUCCACCAACCACCUCAAACUAAGCAGAAUGCAGAGCUAUCCAGCAGUGGGAAUGGGAUGUUUAAAGCAGUAUUUGGAGAUUUUGACAAGAUAAGAAUGUGCAUCCCUCAUGUCCAUCUAGAUUGCAAUGACAUUUGGGGUGGGGGUGGGACAGAACCAACAAAGUCAACUAUGCAACUUAAUUUUUUGUUAUCAACAUCAACAGUGAAUUCCAUAAUCAUUCAUCAGACAAGAACCACAAUUAGCAUAUAUAUCCAAAGGCAUGUCAGAACCAUAAAUUUCAGAUUGCUUGAUGAAGUUCCAAAGCAGUUUUUCCCAUUCAUUCCCAAGAGAUGCUAUUCUCUUUGGAGCAAAACCGCAAUAUGUGGUUUAACAAUCAAAUCCCUCUUCCCAGGGAACUCUUGAGAAUUUUUGCUCUGUGAGGUGAAUAGGGGUCUCCUAAGAACUCUCAGCACCCUUAACAUAAUAUGUCAGUUUCCAUGAAUCUUUGAGGGAAUCCAGAAUUGUUAAAGUGGUAUCAUAGCACUUUCAAUGUAUGCUGUGAAUGUGGACUAAAAUAGAAUAUUUUUAAAAACACAAAAAAUGCACACUAACCAAAAUAAUGUACCGUAAUCAUAAUUUGAAGUAUUGGUUGGAAAAAAGAGGGAAGAGUGGAAUGAAGAUGAGCACAAGAAGAUUUAAUUGGGCUGCUCAUGCCCCAUUUUACACUAAAUAUCCUGGGAAGAAUUAGAGCAUGUGUUCUUUUUACAUUUUUUGUAUUUAAAAAACCCUCAUCCUCCCUGCACAAUUCAGGAAGAAGGAAAGCAAAAGCACAUUUCCCCCCUUUCUCAUAUUCACUGGUUUGCUUAGUUAAGAGAUUUCUUACCUGCGCUUCACUACAAGGUCCCUGGGUGGGCUACAACCUGAAGGAGCAUCUCCAUUCCCAUUAUUCAGCCCGGACACUGAGGUCCAGCUCCAAGGGCCUUCCCUCACUACAAGGUUCCCUCACUACAAGAAGUGAGGUUACAGGGAACCAGGCAGAGGGCCUUCUCAGUAGUGGCACCUGCCCUGUGGAAUGCCUUCUCAUCGGAUGUCAAGGAGAUAAAUAAGUGUAUGACUUUUAGAAGCCAUCUGAAGGCAGCCCUAUAUAGAGAAGUUUUAAAUGUUUGAUAUUUUAUUGUGUUUUUAUAUUUUUCUGGAAGCUGCCCAGAGUGGCUGGGCAACCCAUGCAGAUGGGUGGCAUAUAAAUAAUAAAAAUAGUAUUAGUAUUCAUAUUAGUAUCCUAUAAAGUCCAGUAAAACAUUGAAACCAAACCAGAUAAAUGUACAUCCAACAAUACAAGCAGUCUCACGAACAUCACACAAAUAUAAAGUUAUGUCGGCAGCAAACGAUGGAAACUAUAUAAUGAGGCAGUACUGAGCUAGGUAAGGCAACUUCCUAUCCCAUGGUAGGGAAAAUAGGGCACUGCCUCACCAAUCUCAGUUUACCGUCACCCAACCUACACCCAGCUGACUGCAUUCUUACUUUCAACCAGUCAUGGCGUGGCUUUGCUUUUCUUUGACUGUUGCUGCUCUUCCUUCCUUCCACCUUACCAGUGGCCAAUGGGCACUGGCUACCACUGUUCCUAUGUUCUGCAACAUAAGUAACACCUAUACUAGUUUUCUUUUCUUUUCCUUUCAGGUGCCACAGCUGGUCCAAUUCUGACCGAUCCCUGGAGCAGACUUCAUCAGACGAUGUCUUUGUUGACUUUGUGGCAUCUCAGCCCUCACUUUAUCUACAGCCUUCUGGCAUCCUGCUGCAAGAGAUGCCCCAGGCAAUGGGUCAUGGGGCUCUUCUCAAGAAUGCAGAUUCAAGCGGUCCCCCUUCUAGUGAUUUCUCCUCUUCCUCCCCGCUUUCAGGACCUCCCUUGACACCAACCUUAAUGGUUGAUAAAAGCCCGAGUGCUCUUUCCUAUGGCAUUACUGAACUUGAUGUUCUGGGCAAUACACCACCACCAAGGCCUCCUAAGCCAACCCACUUCACAGACAAACGGGUUGAAGAGCCAUCCAGUGGGGCCCUUCAGAAUGGACACGUUGGGAUCUCGUGUGCUCAAGGGGCAUUGGUGCCAAGGAGAAUCUCCUUGUCUGGAUUGGACAGCAUGAGAAGUUGGAGAGGUAAGGAUGUGAAUGGUCUUGUCUGUUAAGAGCUGGCCUUCCUGAGCUCAUUUGACCAUCCCUGGUUUGUAUAAUUUCAGAGUUUGUUCCACCCUUACUCCAUAGCUGGGAAUGGAAGGAAUUAUCAGUUUGAGUUCUCUAGGUUUCUUGUUUUUCCCAUCUUAAAUUCAGUUCUCCACGUUUCUGUAGCAACUCAUGAUUUUUUGUUGUUGUUGCUGUCAAAAAAAUCCUCCUGAAAAUUCUUCAGCGUUUGGGUACAUAUUUAUCCUAAAAACCACAUUUUUGUCUGCAAUUUUGACUGAUGUGCACAUUUUUGGAAGCAAUUUCUCUUAUCCUAAUGCAUUUUUGUAUGUUAUUUUGAUGAAUACUAUCAUUUUUACACACAGUUGCCCUUAACGUUGUUUGGUUGGCAAACUGCAUCACAUUGCAAACAUGGGAGAAGUUCAGAUUUUGAAGGGUGGCUUAGUUUUGGUUCUCCUAUUGCUCUGUAAACUUUGAAUUUGAUAAAUUCGGCUUUAAAUGCAGAUUGAACCAAAUCCUCCCCACCCCAAUCCCUAUCCAUAGCACUGGUCUUCAACUAGUGAGUUAGGACCUACUGCUGCUAUAGUGCUUAGUGAAGGAAGACUUCUUAAUUUUUCUGGUGCUGAUUAUUGUUUUGAUGUCUUUCAUCUUUGCUGGUUUUGAAGGAAGGGUUGUGUGUUUGUAUUUUAUGCUGCUCUUGGUGAUGUUACUGUUCUUAUUCUGUUGUUGUUUUACAUUGUUUGUACCUUUUCAAACUGCAUUUACAUUUUGUAAGCUAACCUUGGAAUUUUAUUGAAGUGGUUGGGGGUACAAAUGUCUCAGAUAAAUGAAAUAAGCUUGCAGCUGUAACUGACCGUAAGUCAUAUUGAUUGGUUUGCUCCCUGUGAUGUCUGUCACAGGGCCACUCCAGAACAGUUUUUCAACUUCGGAAAAACUGGGAUUGUGUGAGUGUUUUAUUUUAAAUAAGUGAGGAAAUGAACAUUCUGUUGAAUGAACACACUCCCUGUGCUUAAGUAAAGAAGACUGAUAACCAAGUUGAAACGGGCAGAAUAAGGAGGCUGUGCUGGUUGCUAUGAGCUGUAAUCUGAAACAUCUGGAAAAUAUCAGAGAUACAAAAGCUGGACAAGACAAUUGACCAUAGGAGCAUUUUAAUUAGUAUGGCCAUUCACAUUUUGAAAGGAAGAGUAAGUGAAGUCCUCCUCGUCCUCCUCCUCCUUACCCUGCCCUUCACCAGCAGAUCCAAGUGAGGGUUAUAACAAUUUAAAAAUCAGUGUUGUUUGUUGUUUAGUCAUGUCCUGCUCUUCGUGACCCCAUGGACCAGAGCACACCAGGCACUCCUGUCUUCCACUGCCUCCCGCAGUUUGGUCAAACUCAUGCUGGUAGCUUCGAGAAUACUAUCCAACCAUCUCGUCCUCUUUCGUCCCCUUCUCCUUGUGCCCUCCAUCUUUCCCAACAUCAGGGUCUUUUCCAGGGAGUCUUCUCUUCUCAUGAGGUAUUGGAGCCUCUGCUUCACGAUCUGUCCUUCCAGUGAGCACUCAGGGCUGAUUUCCUUCAGAAUGGAUAGGUUUGAUCUUCUUGCAGUCCAUGGGACUCUCAAGAGUCUCCUCCAGCACCAUAAUUCAAAAGCACCAAUUCUUCGGCGAUCAGCCUUCUUUAUGGUCCAGCUUUUACUUCCAUACAUCACUACUGGGAAAACCAUAGCUUUUACUAUUGGACCUUUGUUGGCAAGGUGAUGUCUCUGCUUUUUAAGAUGCUGUCUAGGUUUGUCAUUGCUUUUCUCCCAAGAAGCAGGCGUCUUUUAAUUUCGUGACUGCUGUCAGUGUUAAAAGCUGUUAAAACAAAUGACAGUCACAGGAAUAGGGUGGCUCUUGAAAACAUUCUUCUCUGGUGUCAAAGGCCAGGAUAAAGAUGUGCGGCUUCUGCAUUCGCCAACAGCUGUAUAGUGAAGGUGCCAGAAACACCUAUUUAAGGAGGGAAUGCCACAAAUUAGGGGCAGUCACAGACAAUUUGCUCUCCCGAGCUGCUACCACCCUGAACUUCUGAGAAUGGCAGAACUACCCAGAGGGCCCCCUGGGCUGAUCUCAACAUCCUACAAUGGCCUAUAGGAGAAGGAGGGGGUCUCUCAGAUGUUUGGGGCCUAAGUUGUUUAGGGCUUUAAAUACUAGUGUGAGGAUCUUGAAUUGGGCCCACAAACAAACUGGCAGCCACAAACUGCUGCUACUACUCCUGAUGCUUUUUAAUAUGCACAUUGCAUUGUAUGGAACCUAUUUUGUUUUAAUUUAUUAACAACUGUGUAUCUCGUCUUUCUGCCUUGAAGAGAGGCCCUCUGCACACCUUCAGAUAAUUCUGAAGAAUGUUUUUACCAGCUCAUUUUAUCAGUGUCCUGUGCAGUUCUUGGAAGCUUUUGAGAGAAACACCCAUCACUGGAAGUGUUAUUCUCACUAACAGCCUUGAGUUGCUGGGGAAGCAGACUUUCUAAAAGUGUGUGUGCUACUUUACACGUAAACACACAGACAUGUGUACACACAGAGCGUAUUCUUAAAGAGCUUUUCCAGAUGGGAAACCCACAAUUUUAUUCUUUUGUCUAUUAGUUUACUUAUUAAUUGACUUGCAGUUUAACUCAUUAGCUGACUACAUUGCAGCUCUGAUCUGUGUUGGCUCCAGGAUUUUGGCCACCCUAACCUGGAAGAGCUGGACAUGCAAUUCGAGAAUUCUCUUUGGCUGAUCUUCUUGAAUACUUUGUGCAAAGUACAGUGGGUAACACUGUGUGGGCAGUGGGGCCCCAUUUUGCUCUGGGGGGCCCUGACAAAUGCCCAACCUUGCCCCCCUCUGGCCCCAGUUACUGCUGUUAAUUUCUAUACAUCCACCAAUGUCCAGGGCACAUAUUGUGUGUGGCAUCAAUGUCCCACCUCACAAUGGAGAACCCUCCAUGCUCUCACUAGUAUGCAAGUGGAACUGCUUCUGAUGUAGUCUGAGUGCUAGAGACCAUGGCAUGGAGCAGGGCCUGUCCAUACAGCCUCACAAGCCCUUCCAUAUCACCUUUCAGCACACAGAGGGGGCUGUGUGACACACUCCCCUCCAGAGUAAGCCAAGUAAAAAAUGGAUCUCUGCUCAGAGAUGCUUUCGAUCUGACUUUGCAAAAGACAGAACAACAGGAGAGAGUGGAAGUCAGUGGAUUUGUUCAAUCUCUCCUCCUCUUUGAUUUGUCUGAUCUCGCUCUCUCCCUGCAUGAUUUCUGCCUGGAAAAGGCUGUCACCAACCAGCUUAGCACAAACAGGUAAUGAAAUGGACACACUCUGGAUGUUUGGAUAUCUGAAUCUGGUGUGUAUAGUGAGGUUUGGGCACAAUUCUUUAUGUUUGGUUAAGUACAUUUUCACAUAGCGAGCAGGUGAAAGCAGAACCUUCAAACUGCACACAACAGGCUAGGAUUGUAUCAUCCAAGACCUACCUUUUGUUGAACAGCUAAUUAAAUUGCUAUGGGUUUUCUUUUUUCUUUUUUUGAUUUGCAGCUGACUUGGAAGGAAAUUCCCUAAGACGCAGGGAUAAGAGGCUUAGCUUGAAUUUGGUAAGUGCAGUACUGUCUUACACACAAACACACACACACUUAUUUAGCAUGGUUUUAGAAGUGAACAUUAACAAGAAAUUAACCAGCCUAUGUCGUCUGAUCAAUAUAUAAUAAAUGGUUACCCAAUCCAAUGUAACAAAAUAACAGUUAGCAUUUCUUCAUAUGUUUAGGCCAAGGUUUCCCAAACGUGGGUCUCCCAACUGUUUUUGGACUAUAAUUCUAUGGUUGCCAUAUUUCAAAAAGUGAACAUCCGGAUACAAAAGUUGAGCUCCAAAAAAAGAAUUAAGUUCUCCCUCCCUAUUUUUUAGGAAAAUCGCCAAAAAAUCAACACUUCCUAUAUCGGCUGCCAUAAUGCCUGGGUUUCCCCAGACAUUUCAGCUGCUUUUCAUAAAUUUCACCCGAACACUAUUUUCGACGGACAAAUCUCGGCUAUGUCCAGGAAAUUCCAAACGUAUGGCAGCCCUAUACAAUUCCCAUCAUCCUUGACCACUGGUCUUGCUAGCUAUGCAUGAUGGGAGUUGUAGUCCAAAAGCUGGAGAACCAAGUUUGGGAAACACUGGUUUAGGCUGCUACUCUGUGCCCACUUACCUGGGAGUAAGCCCCAUUGGACCAAAUGGGCCUUAUUUCUCAGUAUAGUGGCAGUGGCUCUCCAGGGUUUCACACAGAGGACUUUCUCAGUGAUGCCUGGAGACUGAACCUGCUGCCUUUUGCAUGCAAAGCAAGUGCUCUUCCACUGAGAAUUUAAUUAAUUAAUUAAUUAUCCCUUCAUCCAAGGAUCAGAGGGUGGUUUACAAUUGAAAAAUACGAAAUAACGCUGAGGAUAUAUCAAAGGCUCUGUCCUCCUUCCACUGUCUUUUUCUGCCAAGGAUGGUGCAGUCAGAAUGUUGCAAAUUCAAAUCAAAGAUAAUGUGAGAGAGAGAGAGAGAGAGAGAGAGAGAGAGAGAGAAGGAAUUGCUCCAUUACAUACAUACAUAUUGACAUGGUAAAAGCUAAACCAAGGUUCUUCAGCCUUCAGACCCCAGAUGUGGUUGGACUACAAGUCCCAUCAUGCCUGGCCAUUAGCUAAACUGUCAGGAUUAUGGGAGUUGUAGUUCGACAAAAACAUAUGGUGGUGGUGAUUGAUUGAUUGAUUGAUUGAUUGACAUAGCCCCAAUCUGAAUUGGACUCACACAAUGAGAGGACAGGAAUGGAGUGUCCUGAAAGAAGGACUAGGCAUAGAACACUAAACAAGAGCACUCCAUGUUGCAACAUUUUGUUGGAAGCCCCUACUGUCCAUAAUAUUUAUGUGUUAAUUCAUUUUCCAUUCUACAUUUCAAAAGAGGUCUCUGGGCAGUUUACAAAUACCAACAAAAUGGAAUCGAUGUAAGAUAUACAAUGCCAAUUCCACAUUCAGAAUGAAACAGUAUUAAUACCAAGUUUACUGUAAUAAUGAUCACAAUAAUUCCACAUUUUAAGUAUGAACGGAAGGGAUGUAGCUCGGUGGUUAAGCAUCUGCUUUGCAUGCAGGUUCAAUCCCCGGCAUCUGCAGGUGGAGUUGAGAGAGAUCCUCGUCUGAAACCUUGGAGAGCUUCUGCCAGUCAGUGUAGAGGAUACCAAGCAAGAUGGACCAAUAAGGCAGCUUCCUCUGUAUGUUGUUCUAAAGUAACGUAAUAAAUUAAAUAUAUUUAAACAAUGUACCAUAUUUACUCGAAUGUAAUAUACACCUUUUUUUGGCCAAGUUACUUUCUGAAAAUUAGGGUGCACAUUAGAUUUGAUGGUGUCAGCAAAUACUUUUCUGGUUUCAAGGUUUUGAAAACUGAGGUGCGCAUUUGAUGCGAUAGCAUUUGCAUAAAUAUGGUACAUUAGUAAGGCAGCUAAAAACCACAAAAGCAAUUUAUAUACAUGAUUCAGGUAGGUAGCUGUGUUGGUCUGACACAGUCAAAAUAAUUAAAAAAAAAAUUGUCCAAUAGCACCUUAGAGACCAACUAAGUUUGUUCUGGGUAUAAGAAGUGUGCAUGCACAUGAAAGCUUAUACCCAGAACAAACUUAGUUGGUCUCUUAAGGUGCUACUGGACAAUUUCUUUAAUUUUUUAAAUUAUAUACAAAACAAGAAAAGACAUCACAAUAAUAAUACUAAUAUAGUUAUUAGUGAGUCAUCUUCCUCCUGGAAGAAAGAAAUCCAAACUUCCAGUAUGCCAUUUUUUAGACUUAAAAAAUUAUUAGGGUGGAAUUUAGCCCAGAGCUAAAUGGGGUGUGCACACAGGAAAUGGGGUCUGCUCAUGAGGGCCAUACAAGAAAGGCCUGAAAGGUUGCAUUUAGCUCCUGAUGUAGGACUCCAAGUUAGUCAGGAGGCUGAACCUGAGAGAAUCCUGGGCAAAGGGGAGAGUGGAUGGAUAGGUCCAAGGUUUGGCACCUGAUUUCUGAUUUGGAACCCUUCUGUUAACCAACUUUCCCUUUCCCUGUGCUUAUUUCUGAAGCCAAGUCGUUUUAGCCCUCUCUACUCCAGCACAUCAAUUAGUUCUGAGGACAGUUACGUGCCAAUGCACCCCAGCAUCUCCCCACCGAUCCCAGGAUCUGACUGCACACCUGACGGCUACAUUCCCAUGAGUCCAGGCUCAGCUACGUUUAUCCGCUCUGCAGCCAGCAUAGAAAAAAUCUCCAGCCCUCUGCCCGAGCUCCCCACAGACCUGGAACCACCUCCGGUGAACCGGGAUCUCAAGCCUCGUCGAAAAUGUGAGCUUGUCUUUCCGCAAGCUGUUUUUUCGAGCACCUCUAUGUGUUUAUCUUGGGAGUUUCGGGAGUUGAUUUGAUGAGUCCAGCAAGUGGAUAUCGGGGACAGUGAACAAGUCCAGGACAAAUUCAGCCUAGGGGCAUGUCCUGAAUACAGUGGCUAGGUCUGCAAGCUCCCAUUUUAGUUUUCCACAGUGCCUUCACUGACACUCUGCUUCCAAUUCUGCCAUCAAGUAAGCCAGCGGUGGGCAGCCUCUGGCUCACAGGCCGAAUUAGGCCUUCCGGACCUUCCCAUUGGGUUUGUGAGGCUUUUUCAGUCAAACCACAACCACAUUCCCUUCAUAUGAGUGGUGUGAAGCAAGUAAAAGUUGGACUGGGCUGAAUGGGUGUUUGCUUGUGCUGCCAAUCAGAUUGGAUGACACCUGCAAACCCUUGUGGGGAUUGAUGAAGCUUUCCGGGUUGUGGCUGUGCCCUCUUGGUUUGAUUUCAAACUAUCCACGUGAAAAUGGGCCACCUGCUGUCAUGGUGAUGACAGGAGAUUGGCAGAUGACUGGCCCACAGAGGAGAGGGGAUGUGAUCUGCUGCCCAGAUCCAGUUUCACAACCCUGAGGUAUGCCCAGGGCUGAGGACCCACUAGUAUAUGAGGGACCCCCCCCCCCCCACCAGAGGCCCCUAUGAUUAAUUUGAUUUGCUCAAACUUGGAGCUGGCCUUGCAAAGGACAGAACAAACAGCUGACGUUUGAGCAAAUACAACAUUCAUUGGGUGGUCACUUGUUAACUACAGGCUUGAGGUGUGUUUUUUCUAUUCUCAUAAGUCACUCAAGAAGUAGGUGUCUUUGGGACUGCAGUCUUAGUUGGGAAGCCAGGAGGUUGGCCUGGCUUUCCAGAGGAACUAAACUGGUAUCUGAACUGUACAAAAUCUGGCCUGUGGGAGUGCAGGCCAGAGCAAUGUUAAAAAAAAUAUGCAGAGGUAGAUGAGAUGGUUGAGGAAAAGGACUUAGAGGCAGGAGAUGUGGUUGUGGAUGGGCUGUUGGUCAGGUUGCAGACGGGAAGAGAUGGAGGGGCUUCAUUGCUACUUGGUGAACAAGAUGCUCAGACCAAGCCUGGAGCAACAGUUAUUUAGAGCCAGUCAGGUCCCCAUUGGUCUCCUCAAAUCACCAGACCUGGGUUGUGUUGAUGAGAUUGCAGUACCUUCCCUGACCAUUAAAAGGGUGUUGCUGUUACCCAGGAAAGAUUGGACCAGAAACUCCUGCAGCCUGUGAGCUACUUUGGAGUAGCAAGAAUAUUUAUUUUAUUGCAUUUAUAUCCCACCUUUUCUUUGAAGGAGAACAUAGUUCUCACCCUCCUCAAUCCCUACAACAACCAUGUGGGGUAGGUUAGUCUCAGUGGCAGUGAUUGAUCACCCAGUGGGCUUCAUGGCAAGUGGGGAUUUGAACCCUGGCCUCCAAGGUCCUGGUCCAACACUCUAACCACUACACCACUGUGGCGCUCUAAAGAAAUUAAGGAAGCUCUGCUACCUGAGUCCACAAUAUGAGCCCCCUGAUGUCAUAAAUGUCCUUUCUUGGAACUGCUUCCAUCCUGUUAAGUAACCAGCUACCCACACAGCAAGUUUACAACCGGAUCUGCCCCUGUCCUUGGCCAGCUCUGUGGCAGUAAGAAGUCUUCUCUCUUUAAAUCUUCAGUCCGACCACCUCCGCUGGACCUGCGAAACCUUUCCACCAUCCGAGAACAUGCUGCCUUAACCAGGACGUGGACUGUGCCUUAGUAAGUGGGUGUGAAACAUGCCCCAACAAUUUUUUUAGGAGAUUGGUCUUGCCAGAGGAACUAUUAAAAUAGUAUCCCUGGAUUAGGGGUGUUUACCUAGUAUCUUGCUGAGCUGUAUGGUUCAUGAAUGAACAACUUACUGCUCUUUCGCCAACCAGGCCUCACACAUACACUCAUGCCUAAUACAGACACCACAAAGCAGAGGUAAGUGUCAAAAUAAGUACACACAGAAUACAUUUUUUAAUUAUAAUGUUAUAAUAUGUUUGGAGAGGCAUACCAAGUCAAAGGGCAUAUAGGGUUUUUCACACUUAACUUUUUUCUGGUGGCAUAGUUGUUCCCUUUGGUUUUCUGUUUUGUUUUGUUGCAUACUGCCAUAUGACAUUGCUAUUAUUCAGCUACUAUUUCAGAAUAAUGUACUAAAAAAGAAAAGAAUUUCUUCUUCUUCUUCUUCUUCUUCUUCUUCUUCUUCUUCUUCUUCUUCUUCUUCUUCUUCUUCUUCUUCUUCUUCCACAUCAAAUCUGACAUUCAUUAAGUUUUGGCCUUGAGGCCAGAAAGGACAUCACCACACCUGAUUUAUACCCAAACAACGUUAAUAUAAUUCACUUAAGCUAUGGUUUUACUUGCAGAGAAGGAGAGCAAGUUUAAACUGCCAAUGUUGAAUCUGCCUUUUAUAUUUCUAACAUACUUCCUCCACAAGCUUCCAUACUAUAACAAACACAGCAUGUAUUAUUUGCAACUAAUUAGAGCCAGUAUACAAUCCUGGAGCAUAAAUUCCACCUAGGCUGGAUCUAGAAGCAUCAAAGAAGUGUUUCAGUUAAACGAGUUGCAAAUUUUGUAAGAGAAAUUGGGUUGGUAAAAACGGAACUCCACAGCGCCAUCUGGUGUCACAGUGUUAGAAUGCAUAAACCGCAUCUAAAGCACUUCUUUGCCAAUGUAGCCGAGUUCCUAGUCUGUGUGCCUGAUGCACACAUCUGCUUAGGGAAGCAACUGAAACAAUCAUUUCUGUUUCUAAACCCGUGUAAGGCAUAGGUGUAAGAUAAUUCACUUGAAGAUAAACUUUCUAGAAGGAAAGGGUAGUGGUAGAGUUGGGAAGAAAGGUGUUUCCCUGUGACAUGGAAAGUAAUUUGCAUGCUGCUUAGUGGACAAACUCCAAAUAUUCAUGAUGUACACAGCAACAUAUGCAAUAUAUGGCCUAUUGUGUCCUUAUAAUGCUCAACCUCAAGUCAAAAACUACAUAUUUUUGCUCUUGUUCAUAGAAUUUUGAACAGAGCAUUUUUUUGCAUAGAAAAGCAGACUAUGUUUGAUGAAGGACCAUGAUUAUGUGUGUAAAUUAUAAUAUGUUUGUAUUAUAUUCAGAUAACAUUUUAAACCAGGUUUGUUUAUGUCUUAGUGGAACUUGAUAUUUAAAAUCCUAUAUAGAUUCUUAAAAUCUAUUUUAUAAUUUCAGUUUUUUAGAAAAAUCAAUCCUUGCUCUGAAAAUCUUCACUUUUUGCAUUUUAUGCUAUAAGGAUAGCAAAAUAAAAAAUAAAUAGGAAGCUGACUUGACUAUUGCUUGAAGAUGACAUUUCUAAGAUCAAGUGUAGUGUAGCUGUGAAUGUUGAACAAACAUCAGCCCAAAGCAAACAUCAUUUGAUACACUGAUUCGGUUGCACUGUUUCUGUGAGUUAUGGGCAAAUAAAUUGUGCUUCACAUGUAGUGUUGACCCAACCUUGUUUAGUUUUAAUGACAUUUCUUUUAAACAUUAGCAUUCCUUACAGGAAAAUUAUUUAUAUAUUGUCUCAUUCCACAGGGAGACUGUAAGCAAAGUUUCUAAACAAGCUUUCAAUACAAAUUCUGUGGAUCUCAUCCCUGCUUUUUAAGAAGACAAGAAAAUGUUUUUCUUUCCUCCCAAAAUUAAAUUGGCUUCAAUUAAACAGAGAGAUUUGCAUCAUUUUUGCUUUAAGAUAGCACAUGUCUUUGCAAGCUCAAUAGUGAUCUUUGGAGCAGGGAUAACCAACGCAGUGCCCUCCAGAUAUUGUUGCACUGCAGCUCCCAUCACCCUGGACCUUUGGCCAUGCUGACUUGGACUAAAGAGAGUUUGAAUACAGCAAAAUUGGAGAAGGGCUAUAGCUCAGUUUUAGAGCAUCUGCUUUGCAUGCAGAAGGUCUAAGUUCCAAAACCUGGAAGCUCUAGGUAGGACUAGGGCAGAAUCCUGUCAGUCAUUGUAGACAGUAUUGAACUAGAUGGACCAACAGUCAAAUUUGGUAUAAGGUAGUUUCCUUCAUUCCUAAUAUCUGGUGAUCACUACAUUGGCUAUCCCUACCUUGAGGGGUUCCUGCCUUUUUCCUGGCACCCCAGGGAGUUUCCUUAGUAAACCAGAUUAGGUGGAUAUGUAGUUAUUCUAUCUUCACAACUGUUUUGCUCCAACGGAUGUCUCCAAUGGAAAGAGCAUUCUGGCUAAAGUAGGGGGUUCAUGGAAAAAGAGGUCAGGUUUCUGCAAGCAGCGUUAGUUGAGGCAAUGCAAGAUUGGAAUGGAUGGCUCCAUGUGAAACUCCAGCUAGAGCAAAUUGUAUUAGAGCGUACAAAGAGGUCAGGCCAGAGUUCAACAUCCUGUUCUUACAGGAUGUUAUGGGAAGCCCAUAAGCAGGACCUGAAUGCAACAACUGUAACCAGCAUCCGUUGUGAAUGUUGCUUCAGCAACAGAUAACUCAUAACGGAGUAUUUAAGCAGAGGUUUAUCUCAGCCAGGGUGGUUAGCUCUGCCCAUGAUGGGAGAAGCCUAUUUAGUUAAAGAGGCCUUGCUUGUUUCAGCAGACAUUUGAGAAUUUUGGUUGCAGCUACAGAGUUAAUUCAGUAUAUUUCAGUAUUGUUGUAAGAAGCAGUAAGCUUGUUACCUAUUCCUUCCACUUCUUCUCCCCAGCCUAGUUUCUUCAUUCUCACACAUACAUACAUACAUACAUACACACACACACACACAUAAAUAUAUAUAUGUGUGUGUUUAUGUGCAAAACACAGGAAUAUAUAUUUCUAUCAGUAUUAACUGAGCCUAAAUUUCUCAGACAUUAGCUUUCUGAGAAAUGUUCUGCUUUCAUACCAUCGGGCAAAACACUGGGGAGAGAAGCAAUAUCAGGAACAUAAUUCUAGAUGGACAGAAGGUGAGAGGGGAAAGGGUUAAGAAUUCCUUCCCCUCCGCCAUACCUGUGCUCCAGCUGAUUCUUCAUGGCACCUGCUUUUCAAUUAAAAAAUCAAGUCCUCCAUAGACUUUUCACUAUCUCCUUUUGGGAUGUUCAGCCUUCCCCAACUUGUUACCCUCCAGAAAUUUUGGGCUACAGUUCUGAUAAUCUCUGACCAUUGGCUGUUCGUGCAAGCGCUGAUGGGAGUUGUAGUCCAGAAUGUUUGGAGAGCUGGUCUAGUUUACCCUGAGAUGGCUUGUGCUCCAGUUCUGCUUGUGAGUAUGCACUCUCUCUCUUCAUCCCUUCUUUCUUGGCCAUUUAGUAUAGCUAGCUAUGGAUGGUGGCACAAUCAUACUGAUAUUGUAACAUAUCCACUGCAUUGAUCUGUUCCUCAGUACUUACUACUGGUCUACCAGAGUUCUAUUAGCCUGUCCUCUUAGAGGAGGGGUAACCAGUGUGGUGCCCUUCAGAUGUUGUUGUAAUACAAAGUCCAUCACCUCCAGCCACCAUGGUCAAUUGUUAGGGAUGAUGGGAGUUGUAGUUCAGCAGCAUCACACGUCCUAGAGAUUUCAGAGAGGAUCAGGCUGUUGGUUAUGUGUGAAUGUUGUAGUCCAAACUGGGAAAGCGUUGUUGUUGUUGUUUCUAUACAGUGGUACCUCGGGUUAAGAACUGGAGGUCUGUUCUUAACCUGAAACUGUCCUUAACCUGAAGCACCACUUUAGUUAAUGGGGCCUCCUGCUGCCGCUGCGCCGCCGCUGCACAAUUUCUGUUCUCAUCCUGAAGCAAAUUUCUUAAUCCGAGGUAAUAUUUCUGGGUUAGCGGAGUCUGUAACCUGAAGCGUAUGUAACCUGAAAUGUAUGUAACCUGAGGUACCACUGUACUGUUAUUUCUAUCUGAGAAUGAGAGGGCAGUUUGCAAUAUAAAAACACAAAAAUAUAUACCAUAGUAAUAAACAAUAGUAAUACCCCACCCACCCAGUUUAAAAGGCCAUAGUUUGUUUAAUGAAAGGCAUGGGAGAAGAUGAAUGUUUUUGUUGGAUGCUUAAAGAUAUGUAACAAAGCACUACUUUUGCACACUUGAAGAUCUGUGCUAGAGCCCUGAACCAGCUUUGUAAGAUGCUUCCAUUUGCAUUUACCUGGUAAAACCAGGGAGUGCUUGCCCCUGAAGUUGGUAAAAAGAUGGGACAGUGAAUAAAAGGAUAACGUUCAUUGAUGAACACUGGAAAUAUCUAGCUUGCCAGCUUUCCUCUUAAGAUGAUGUCUUGAGAACUUGUGGUUGGUUUGAAAAACAUUACACAGACAUAUCUGGCAAUGGAUUUGGCAGCAUUUUUUACUUUGUAAGACGACUGAGUAGCAGACAUUUCCCAUGUGCAAAUAACUUAUAUUUUUGCAGAUGAUUCACGGUGGUUGCAGUUCCUCUGCAUAUAGCUGCAGUAGCUAAUUAAUUUGUUUCUGCCUCCAAAACUGUUGCUAGCCAUACAGCAAGACAAGUGCUUAGGCCCCUGAUGUGAUGGACAUUUGCCUCUGUUUAUGCUCCUUCCUUGACCAUUCUUUGAUGUCUGCAGCUUUCCCAUAAUGCCAUGGCGGCCAUUUUUACUGUCAGAUUCGAUUGCAGAAAUGACUAAUUUCCCAAGAGGACACUGAUGAGAUUGUAACCUCCUUUGUUAGCUAACUUAACCUCUGUAGUGUUGCUGGGCUUUGGGCGGGCUUAUUCCCCACACUGGGCAACGUCAGGUUUUGGCUUGGUUUCAGAGCAUCUGUGAAAACUCUUCUUUGACUUCUCUUUUGUUUGUGUUUUGGGUUUCCCCCACCCUCCUCCUCCUCCUGCACUAGCAAUCGAACAAGCUUUAUCUCUCCAGAAAGAGACUGCAUUAAUUCAGCGAGAGUAUUUGCCAGUUCAGUUUCCGGAGAGGAAGAAGAAAGUUACAUUCAAAUGGUAAUCAUUUUCAUGCAACUCUCCUUUGACAAAUCAUGUGAGCGGAAAGGCUCAGAGAAGUCAAAUUUUUCAGCCAAACAUGUGGCAGGGGCUCCCCUUUGCCCUACUGAAGAAAUUUAGUGCAGGCACACAAGGGCCAAUUGACGCAGUGAUAAGGGAAGCCUUUUUCCCAUUCCUACAGAUCUCCGUUGUUCCCACAAGUGUUGGUGGCACAUCUCCAAGCAAUCUCAAACAUAUACAUGGUGAUUUGCUGGAGGCAAAGAGAGAACCUCAAAAUUUCCCCUACCAUUUUUAGACAAGAGCCUUUAUGGAACCCCUUAAGAGCGCACAAAACUCCAGGGAGAUAUGUUGGGGAAAGAUUGUAGCUUGAUGGUUGAGCUAGCGUUUUCUGUACAAAAGACCCCAUGUCUUAUUCCUGUAUUUCCAGCUAGGGCUGGAAAAGAGAUGCUGCCUGAAACCCUGGAAAGUCAUUGCCAGUAAGUGUAGUAGAUAACCUUUCCCUAAACUGGUGCCACCCAGAUGAUUUGGACUACGGCUCCUGCAUGGCCCAAGUAUGUUGGGAGCUGUAGUAUGACAAGCGGACCAGGUUGGGGAAUAGGGGUGGAGAUGUACUAAACUAGAUAGACCAGUGGUCUGUCUCUGUAUAUGGUAUGUUCUAAGCCCAAACACUACAAGGAAGGAUUGUAGCACAGUAAUAAAAGUAACUGCUUUACAUGCUGUGGGGCUACAUUCAGUCCUUAACAUCUCCAAGCAAUGUUGGGAAAGACUACCAGAAACCCUGGAUAGCCACUGCCAGUGAGGGCAAAACAGGGGUAGCCAAUGUAAUGCCCUCCAGAUGUUGCUGGACUACAACUCCCAUUAUCCCUGGCAAUUGACCAUGCUGGCUGUGGCUGAUUGGAGUUGCAUCCUGACAGUAUCUGGAGGACAGCACAUUGGCUACCCUUAAUGUAGGAAACACUGAGCUACAAGGGCCAGUGAUCUGACUCGGUGUAAGGCAGCUUCCUAUGUUCCUAACAUUUUGUUGUCUUUUUGCAUUGUACAAGGAUCACCCUCCAGAUCAUUUGCAGGGGGCAUACCUCCUAGCAGAACCCCAUAAUCCAAAACAUCUGGGGAGCACCAGGUUGGCCAAGACUGCAGUCUAUGCAAAUGUUUCCCUUGAACAACAGAGGUGCCUUAAAUGGCCUGGUGAGAGCCAGGACGAGAAGGAUUGGGAGCCGUAGAAAUGUUGAAAUAAUAUGGAAGCUGCCUCUCUUGCUAAAGCAUGAUCAUGGUUGUAGUGCAGGGGUGGAGAACCUUUUUCGCCCAAUGGGCCAGUUCUUUAAUUCCCACCUGCACAAGAUACCUGUGACAAGUGGAUGGAACCACCCACCUGUGUUGGCCACUGGGGGUGGCCACUGGGGGUGGCGGGAGGUAGAGGCUAAGCAGGAAUGAACAACUUGUGCAUCAGCUGAUGGGUUGAGGGUUCAGUCCUUUCUUCAGCAAUCAACCCUUUAAGGAAUUUGGCAUGGACAGCCAAACUGAGCAAGCUUUAAUCCCCUCCUCACCCAUCAGUUAGUGGGUAAUCGACUUUCUGCAGCAAUCAAGCCUGCCCAUCAGCCCUAGUAAACCAAAUUGGAAAACCUGGUGAACCAAUAUGAUUUGUGGGCUGAAGGCUUCCUGCCCCUCCUGUAGAACAUGAGGGAAAGGAGGAGAGUCUAUAGGUAACACACACACACACACACACACACACACACACACAAAACUUUUAAAUUUGUUUUGACAAUGCCUAUUUCUUCAUUUUCUUAUGGUCAUGGUUCAUUCUCAACAGGAGCAAGCAACAUCUCCAUGCAAUGGAGCAUUCCAAUGGCCAAAGAACUUCAGCCUUGAUUAUUUAGCACUGGAUUUUAAUUCCGCUUCUCCGUCUCCUGUACAAAAGGUAGGCCUUGCUCACAACAACUUCUGCUGCUGCUCCCUGACAUCAGUAAUAAAAAUUAAAUGGUGGCAUGUAAUAUCCAAUACCUGCUUCCUUUUUUUCACAAGUGAGCAGAGUAUUGUUAGUGCUUCUUUAAAUAAAGGGUGGGGAAUCUUCGCCCAGGAGCUGAGUGUGGCCCUCCAGGCCUUUGUAUCUAGCCCUUGGAAACUCCCCAGAACAUACUCCUCACUGGCUCUGUUUCACACCCUAAAUGUUUUUGCCUGGCUGCCUCUUGCUUGCCUCCAUGGAAGUUGAAAAGGGGAGCAAAUAUGAAGAUAAAAGUCACAUCCCUUGCUCUACCAACUUUCGCCUCUGACCCUGCUUGCCACUGGCAUAUAGUCCCCAGAAAGUCACCAAAAGGGUAUGCUCCCCUUGAGUUGAAAAACAUUCCCCACUCUUGCAUCAGAGGCAAUUUUCUGGGUUCGAAACCCACUCCAGUCUUGCCUGAUCAAGAGCUUUAACUUAGAGGAAAACCAUUUUCUGUUCAUCUCAAGGUGAACAUAUCACUGUACUGCACUUUCCUGUGUCUGCCAGGCCUGUUCUGGGCUGUGUGACAGGGUAGCAGAUGGGGAAUUAUGUCUGAAACCAGUAGCAAGACAACAGGCAUGCUUGCUUGCUGAUGUCACCCCUGGCUUCAAGGUGAAAAAAGAAAUGCCAGCUAAGGUUGGAGAGGAGGGGAGGAAUUGACAGAAGCCCAACUGUAGCUGUGUUCAUGUUUUGCACGUCCUCACGUAUGUUUGUUUGUUUGUUUCAUUUCCUUCACCUUGGCAGAAACCUUUCCUCUCUGAAGAACAAAGAGUGGAUUAUGUCCAAGUAGAUGAGCAAAGAACUCAAGCUCUCCAGAACACUAAGCAGGAAUGGACAGAUGAAAGGCAAUCCAAAGUUUGAAGAGAGAAGCGUUGACUAGCUUGAAUUUGCACAUUAAAAUCCAGAAAGUUUGGAUGAUUCAGCAGUGGCAGUGCAAAGCAGAAGUCUCCGGCAUUAUGAAAUAGUGAUGGUCAGCCGCUUUCUUUAGAAGCCACAUCUUUUUGGGGUGGAAGGAGCACAUCACUGAGAGAGGAUUGAGUUUUACUAUGUCCAGAUCACAUAGUCACUAUCAUCUUCUCAAUCGCUCCUUCCAGGAAGGACCUGUGGUACCAUUUUAACACCUGAAUUUGGUCCUCUCUAAACACUUAAUGGGAACAAAAGUCUUGCAAUGUCACACGAAACACUGCAAUUACUUACUUCUGUUUUAGAUAUAUGUAUAUAAAUGUAUAUAUUCCUGCCUAUUUAACAGAUGCUGCAUCUACUGUAGUGUCUGGUACUGACAGGUGUUUGAGAAUAAGGGCUAAACGUUGGAAACAAUUUAAAAACAAACUUUUUUUUUUGCAGGGGUGGGGGGAGUGGGAGUUGAGGAUUUCCCUUAGUAUAAUAUGUUUAACUGUCAUUCAUUUAUUGAAGAAUGUAAAUAGAACUUUGCACUGUUGGCAGUGGAAAUAAUUGUUCCCCUCUUGUGCUCAUCAUGCAUCAUGGAAAACUCACAUCCACCACAGUUAAUCUUGCCCUACUUUCGUGGCCACCUUUCCUUCUGAUGCGCUCACAAUGCAUUUGGGGUUUUCGUUUUCCUUCUGUUAUGACCUGUGCUGCAAGGAGUUGCUUCCAACGUAGCACAAGGCCUACUGUGCAUCCUCUCACUUAACUGAACCUUUCCGAAAGAAAUCAAUGGAAGCAGCAGAGCUACUUCUUCUUUCAUUAAAACAAAGCUGUGACACAGUCGGUCAAGCACCAGAAAGCAUUAUCUACACAGUAAAGGAAGAAAAUGGCAUUGAGAUACACAGGGAUAGUCAUCUGGCUUAUGGAUCUCAACCAGGGCAUUCGUCCCAGAUGGCAGAGCAAGGAUUUUGCUCCCACCGUUGAUGCUAGGAAAUGACUGGAACAGACUUGCUAAAGCCUUUUAGCAGUAUUAUAUUUCACUUCACAUUUAGCCUUCUUUUAAUAAAAAUAAAUGAGAAUAUAGCAACUCCGGUCUUCUGUUGGGGGCAGUGGUUUGCUAAAUUGGGACUGUUUUAAUGUUUCAAAGGGCUUCCACUCCCCCAGUUACCACCUCUCCCUCCCCAUCCCUGCUGACAGGGCUCCUUUGUUUAUAACAGCUUAGUAGCAGGCUGAAAUUGAACCAAUGAAGCUUUCACUAAUCACUGCUCCUACAUACACUGCUGGGGCCGGCUACAACACUGCUGCCUGUACAGACACUGCCAGUAAAGAAAAGGGUAACUGCCAAUAAUUAGGUCUUGCAAACAGGUUCAUUUCAAUGAGUUGCUUGGUAGGGGUGGGCAACAUGUCACCCUCUAGAUAGUCAUGGACCAGAACUCCCAGCAUUCUUGACCAUUGGCCAUGCUGGUUGAGGUGGAUGGGAGCUGGGGGUCCAGCAACAUCUGGAUGGUCCCAGAUUCCCCAUCUCUGAUGUUAGCACUGUGCAAGCUCCCUGUCCCUCUUUCAGUUCAAGGCACAAUUCAGUUUGGAUCAAUUCACACCCAACAUCCAAAUCAAAAUUCGGAGAUCCGAAUCUUCAGUCCUCAGAGAGGCAUGCAUUGGGAAGCCAAAAUGACCACAAUCCUCCCCCUAGAUGCAUGACAUUUGAAUACAUGGUAGCUCCUCCAGAGAGGGUUUCAGAUAGGUAGAUCCAGGGGUUUAUGUGCUAGCCACCUUUAAAGCUUGUCCCCCCCCCCCACACAAAUAAAGUGUUUCAAAAGUAAAA